AUGCUGAUGUUGUUGGGAAAGUGCAAUGUAGUGCCAACCGCCAUUGGAAUAAAUAUAACUGUGGGAAUACAGGUAAGCUGUCUUACACUUGCACAUACCUUAACACUCUGUGGUCAAAGUGUCUGUGUCCUCAUUAGUGAAGGAAUUUAUCCACCUUUUUGUUUGUUGUAACUGCCAGGUUAGCAUGGCUAGCACGAGCGUAGCUAGCUGGCUAUAUACAGUAAUGGCCUGUAUGAAAGCUUCUCCCAGCGACGGCCUGUCAGCGGGUUUCUUCAACCUAUUCUGUUGGAUACCUCUCCACAGCAUUUUACCUUUAUCAAUUACAGUGUGUGUAGAUACUCCGCCUCGUAGACACAAUACAGUUUGGCAUUAUUUUCGGACUUUGACUCGAUUACUGAUGUGUAGCUAUCUCAGCUAACGUUAUAGGGAGGUUGGUAAAAAGCUAACGUUAUAAACUGGGACAAUAAGUUGACAGUAGAGCUAGCUGCAACUGUGCACGCCCAUCGUUAUCAAGCAAAACUUGUACCUUAUAAUCGUUUAAGAUGCAAGGACGUUCAAAGUGUGCCAUGGCCUACAUUAAGCUUUUUAGACUGCAUUAACAUGUAGCAUGCAAACAUGCAUCCAGAUAAGUAGGUGAACCCGCUGCGAUAAGAAAGCCUAUUAAUCCAUGCUAUCAGUGUAUCCCUGCGUUAACGAGGGUUACACAUCUGCUCCUUAAAUGUAACACGCAGUGUAUAUGUGAUUGGAGUAUGGCUUUGAGAUCCUGUGCUGAAAGUUAGUGGGAGUCUGAAAGGCUUUGAUGGGAGGUAAAUAUAUAAAAAUAAUACAGGUCAUCUUUCACUGUGUGUAUGAAAAGUAUUUGAUCACUGAUAGAGAUUGAUAGAGAUCCUUUGACUGGGCGAUUAUAUGAUCGGGAUAAAUUUCAAUCCGAUCACGGUGAUCGGCUGUGAGUUUAUUUACUCGAUCAAACCUAGCGAAAACGUGCAUCACAACAGCCAAUCAGAGUCGAGCUUUUUCUUGCUCACUUCUGUAAGUUGCUGGACAAGUAACCUACCUAAAGUAACAAGUAACCCUACCUCAUGAAGCAUUUUGAGAAAACAGCAAAAGUUUGCAGCGCUAUCAAAAAAGCAAAGGGUGGCUACUUUGAAGAAUCCAAAAUAUAAAACAUGUUUUCUUUUAUUUCACACUUUUUUUAAAGCACAUGAUUCCACGUGUUCCUUCAUAGUUUUGAUGCCUUCACUGAGAAUCUACAAUUUAAAACUUUUGGCCUGUACUAAUAUAUAUUUAUAUAUAUAUAUAUAUAUAUAUAUAUAUUUAUAAACAUUUUUAAAAAUGUUUUCAGAUAGAUCGUUUGAAAACAUUCGUAAUAACCAUGUAAAGGUGUAAGUAUGGACAUCACAGAAGCAGUGUGAAGUGAGACGUAUUUGUUUAUUACAAUAAAUAAACAUGACAUCGUUAUACAUCAGCUGACUUUGACAGCUGGGCGCUCUGGCGGUAUUGCGCAACACUAGCAAGAAUGCAUCGUCUCAAAUGUGUUAACAGCCGUUUGUGUUCUCAUCAACUUGGCAAGAACCUUCUCACAAGAACAAGUUGCAAGAAUAUUCUCUCAAGGCCACAAGAAUGUUCUUUGCGUUCUUGUGUAUUGAGAUUUGCCCAGAGUAACCGAACGUGGAGCUGAGGGCAGUAAAAUAGAUGUUAGCUAUGACUUUGAGUCAUCCUCCAAAGAUGUUAUUGUUGAGAAGAAAAGUUAUUUAACGUCUUGUUUAGUAUUUAUCUGUUUAUUUUUUAGUUUGAAGUACAGAUGCUUUAAAACUGGCAGUUAAAAAAAAAAUCGUGAUCAUAAUCGAGAUUGGACGAUAUGCCAAAGUAUCAUCUUUUUGGCCAAAUCGCCCAGUCCUAGUUCAAACCAUUCAUACUGCUGUGGAUCAACCAUUCAGUUUCUUGAUUGUAGUUCUGUUAUUGUCACAUGAUGAGGGAGGGACCAGCAGGGAUUGUUUGGAGAAGUGUCUUGAUGACCUGCACAGAUAUACUUCUGACACACUUUAUACUUAAAAAAAGGUUGAAAGACACUGGUGUAAUACAUCAAGGCAGUUGUUCAAAUAUAUGAAUACCAAUUUAGCAGUGCAUUUUCUUUUUCUCUAGAGCUCUGCGCUCACAUAUUCUUCCCUGUUAAUAUUUUAAUAAUUAAAAUACACCCCGAGUUGUAAGCUGUAAUUCUUUCACUAUAAUCUUAGUGAGUCACUUAUAGGAUAGAAAACUUACUGUUGUUCAUUCACUGCCUGAGGCUACUGGUAUUUCCAGUAAUAGGACUGUUUACAGCAAAAGAUCAUGUUAGUUGGAUUACUUCCCAGUAGUGGAAAACGUGCAAUAAGCGAAAUGUGCCAACCGUCACUUUGCUUAACCCAGCUCUUUGUUCCUGUUCUGUUUCCUGAAACUCAAGCUUUAGUUUAAGGAAAUCCUCAUGCAGGUAUGGCUGAUGACACACAUGCUGAAAAACACACUGCCCUGAUUUGUGAACAUGCAAAUAUUAGCUGUAUUAACAACAAUCAAUGUGUGUUCAAAGGGAGAGGAAAGGUCAGUGUUUUAUCAAAUAUUUUCCAUGAAUUUUCAAGCAAACAUAUAACCAGUAUGAUCUCUCUAGUUUAGUAUGAUUACACAAAAACACACAGCAGUCUGACGAUUUGUAUGAUCUUUGAGGAACACAACUAAGUUAUACACAAGAAAAAGAGUGCACUCUAGGGCUGGGCGAUAUGGCCUCAAAUCAAUAUCACGAUGUAUUAAGCAGUUCACCUCGAUAACGAUAAAUGGACGAUAACUACUCCACAAGCUGCUCAUCCCCUCCCACAUUAACUUCGUCUACUUCAGCCGCCACUCCAGCCACUGCGACUUUUGAACCCUCCUCCAUCUGCUCACCUGUCUUUCCCUCUUUGUUACGGACAGGAUGGGGUGGAGUCACGUCUCUGAUGUAGGACAGCGUCUUAAAGGGACAUGAGACCAAAGACUACCUACACACAUCCAAAACCAACUUUUAUUUAUUAAUUUUUGACACCGAAUAUACCGAUAUAGGCAAAGUGACGUUGAUUAUUGUCGUAAAUUUCGGUAUUGGUAAAUUUUCGGUUUAUCGUCCAGCCCUAGUGCACGCUGUUACUUAUUUGUAUGUUAUCAAAAGUAACACGAUUAAAACAACUACCAAUGUUAAAUUAAAUACAACUGCUGAACUCCAAAUGCAGCCUCUCAAUGCAGAACUUAUAACCACAUAUACAGGAGAGAUUUAUCCUUCUCACACAGACGCAAAGACAUCAUAAUGCCAAACGCUCCUUCUCUUUAGAUUCACAUUCCACACAUUUCCUCCUAAUGUGUCCCCCCCUGUGGUCUUCCUUUUAUAGCUCCAUCUGUAACUGCGUUUGAAUUGAACCCCGGAUGUUCUGAAAUCCUAACAACGCCCCUUUGAUGCACCUGUUAUUCAGUGGGGGCUGGUGCAGACUGAGCGGUGGGGAGGGGUCCAGCUUCAGCAAUGGUGUAUCACUGUGGCAUUUCAGUUAGUGUUGAAGAAAAGGAGGCUGAAUUGGAUUUAAAAAACUUUCUAUGAUACUCAGUCACAUUUGUAAAAACUCUUCUCAUACGGCUAACAUAAUGCUUGUUACAGAUUUAACUUCAAAAAGUUGAACUCUUCUUUGAUAGUUAAUCUCCGCCUCAGAGCAGUUCUUUGGAUAAAUAACGAAUGUUUCAGUAAUUAAUUAGACCAAGAUUAGUCUCGACUCCACUCCUGAUCAGUUAUUAGUGCUGUUUAUUAGAAGGUACAUUCCUAAAUAUGCAAGAAAUCUUACUCCUACCUUGAGGCCUUAAUUAUCACCAUAAAGUAACAGACUAGAUUACUACCUUGCAUGUUUUUUGGCUGUGGUCAUGUCUUGUGUUUCUUGUGUAAAAAUUAUUUCCCCCUAAUUUUUUUCUGGGAGAAAAAAAACGGUUACAUAAUAUCCCUUGACUUCACUUUUCUUUUAAUAGCAUACCAAGCAAGUGACUGUGAUACUCGCAUCGUGACCUUUUGAACUGUUUGUGGUGGAGCGAGUGCUUCCUAAAGUUACAGGUGUCGAGUGUUCUUCAAAGUUAAAGACGGGUCUGUGGUUUUUUACGUGACUGAAGUUGUCAUAAGGGAUAGUUUUGUUGCUUAGUGUUGGACACGCAGAGGUUUCAUUCAUGGGAAGUAACAGGAAGUGUUGGGCUGAGACGACUUCUGGACUCUCACACAGCACAAAUAAGAUGUAAAUUAGGUUAUGCAUGCAUGCAUGUGUCUUUCUCUUUUUUGGUUUUACAGUUCAUGCUAUAAAGAGCUCCUCUUCUGUUCCUUUUUAUGGACUGCACUCUGUGGCUCACCCCCUCAUAAUUCAGCCCUCUCUGUAUUUCAGUCUCCUUUUCUUCUCUGCCUCUCCUUUUCUUCCUGCUAUCUCUGCCUGACUGAAAUCACUGCUGUGAGGCGAGUCAGCGAGAGAGGGACUGUGUUGCAAGCCUGAAUGCUCUCUGCCUGUGUCUGGCUGUGUCUUCCUCUCCCUUGUGAGGUGCACGCAGGGCCCAGCUGGCAGCCCAGAACAGCCCGUUCAGCUGGAGAGUAGUAGAGAGAGGAAAAAAAAGGAAAAGGGAAAAGAUAGGCACAUAUUCACUCACAGACUUAUGUGAGGUAAGCUUGUCUAAAUAUAUUUUAACCCAUUUUGAUAAACAGCUAAGUGAGUAAAAGAGGGAGAUGGAGAGAGCAUUACAGGUGAACAAAAAUGGAGGAUGAGAAGUGGAAGGCAUGGGUAUAACGUUCAAAUAGGGCUGGGUGAUAUAGGAAAAAGUUUAUCAUGAUAUAUUUUUUUGGUCGAUAUCGAUAUCAUGAUUUGAAAAAUGAAAUUUAACAGUGCUUAUUGGUAGCAUGUCUUUUGCAAUACAAUAAGCUACUGCAUCUGUGAGGUUUUUGUGUCUCCUUCACGUUUUGUCGUAAGGCGUUGCGCUAGAGAAAGCAGACUGAGGCGCCAUGAGCUCCUUGCUCUGCUUGGGAUUUGUAACCUUUUGAAUUGCGUGUGUUCUGCCGUGUGGCACUGCUCCAAAUGAUUCAAGGUCUUCCCUGACUUUGCGAGAACAUGUACUUGACAUAAUUUGCAGAGCACAUUUUACUCUGCUUCAUGUCUGACCUCAAAAAAACAAAAUACCUCCACACCACCAACGUUUUCUUGCCAGUAAUGUCGCCGAUGUCAUCAACUGUUGAGCCUUAAUCUGCAUUUCUGCCGAGGGUAGCACUCAUUUUCUUCUUUUCUCACCGACAGUGCUGUCGGCCUCAUGUGUUACAGUGCUAUGGUUGUGUGGAGCUCAGAGGAUGACAUUUUUCGGGAAUUCUUGUGGGUCACGUGAGUCCCUUGGGAAUCCCACGGGAUGGGAGUCAUUUUUUAUUUAAUCCCGUGAUCAGGACGGGAAGGGGAAAAAAAAGCAACGGGAUUGGUUAGGAGCGGGAACAACAUUAAUAGAUGAUCAUUUUCAGUCGCGUUAAACAACCAGAUGAACAGAUGCGUCCAUUUUUGUAGUCAUCUCUCAGUGAGAGCCAACACUCUUGACCGCGCUAGCAACACAAAAGAACUACGACAGUGGUUUGACUUCCUGUCACCACUGGAAGUGAAAAGCGACUCGAAGCAGCUGCCGGUGUUGCCGGGAGCGACUGCCGCUACGACUUGGCUGCCACUUUUACCUAAAAUGUUUUAUUUUUUUAUGCAUAUUAUGCACUGCCCUUUUACCUAAAAUAAAAAAAAUGCAAAGUUUUUUUACCAUGUUUGGUUUUAUUCAAAUGGGUGCAGGACAGGAGUGGGAGUAAUUUUGAGUGGGAGCGGGAUAGGACUGGGAGUAAUUCUAUGGAGUCAUUUUUUACUCUGGUCCGGGAUUUUUUCUCUGGGAGUGGGACGCUCACGGAGUGAAAAUCCGCUCCCGUGUCAUGCUCUAGUGUAGCUGCAGCCUCACUGCGUAGUUGUUUGCUACUUGGUUUUAAUUCAGCACAUGAUUGGUUCAGCACGAAGCAGACCCGGAGCAACUCCCCUGUUCAUUGGCUAUUUGUAUAGUCUACCAAAACAUGGCAGAAUGCAGACUAUCGAAAAGCAUAUUGACCACGUUUUAUACUGAUAUUGAGGGAAAUUUUUUUUUAAUAUAUAUUGUUAUUGUUUUAUCGCCCAGCCCUACGUUUAAAUUGUUUUUAGUGAUGCCAGUCAGUCUUUUCUAAUUCACUAGACCUAUUACAGAACACUGCUGCCACUACAUAGGCAUUGUGCCAUAUCUUCAGUGAAAAAUGACAAAUUCUGUACCAUUACUUAACUCUCACAAAGUGAAGUAACGGUUUCAUCAGAUAUGUUAACUUCUGCCUAGGUGUGCUGCUGUUUGUGUGACACAUUAUGUGCACACAAUGACAGUCUACAUACGCCAACAAAAGAGUAACAAUAAGGUUUAGGUAUAGAUACUGGAGUUUGAGCAUUUUAAAAAAUCCACUGUAGUGUAACUCCAUAAAUAGUGUUCCUGAAGGAAACACCUGUAAAAAAAAAAGGACAAGGGCAGGAAACAAUUUGAACACUUUCUGUGAGAAGUAAGAGAGCACAUGAGAAGAAAAAUAUUUGCCUGAGUAUCACUCUUUUGGCCAGAGGGGGUUUGGAAUAAAAACACUGUGGAUGACAGGGCCUUGUUGUCAUGGUGACAGAAACAACAGCUCCCUAUCAGAGGGGCCUGCUUCCUGCUUUCUCUCCUUCUCCUCAUCACCCUUCGUCUCUUUUUCCCAGCUCCUUCACAUGCUGGUUUCUUUUAAGUCUUCAUGAAAAGGAAAAACUGUCAAGAAAUGAGAAGAAGGGUGUGGCUGGAGGAGAAAAAAGGAGAUGUACUCUACUACAGGAUUUGUCUACAGAAUAUAUUUCAGUGCAUCUCAAACCGUGUCAGUAUUCUCGCACAAGCUUCAUAAAUCCCUGCCAGUGUAAACAUUUUGGAGCCUUUUGAGCAUGUAGGUGGAAGAUGCUGUUGCUAAUUCCGUCACAAUCAGUCACAUGGCCGUCAGUGGAUUGUGUGUGUGUGUUGUUGGCAGUAUAACAAAGCACUGUAAAGGUUGAUGAAGAACAGCGUAGCGUAGCAGGAGCUGGCAGAGGGCUGUUGUUGAGGCAGCAGCGGAAAGCAGGGUGACAAGGCUUCCAUUAUAUGCCUGUUAGAGCCUCCAGCUAGUCAAAAGACAGAGUCAGAGAGAUGUGUGUUUGUGUCUGUGUUGGUGAGUCCUUAUCCUGUUCAAAAAUGGCUGCUUUUGUGUGUGUAUGUCUGCGAGGUAUGUGUGCUCCAUCAUGAAACAGUACUUUCUUUUUUUGCUUUUAGCAUGUGUGUGACGAGGCUCCACUGCAAAGCCUGAUUAGUAGAGAAACAGGAAUAACUGGAGCCGAUUAUUUUUUGUCUCCUGCAGAAAACAACUAGCUGUAAAGUCUUUUAAUUACAUGGAGCUGACACUGGCUCUGAAAACAGGUGUGACGAUGCGAUGGUGCUCUUUGAUUUGUGUACCUCUGUUUUGAUUGAAGCCUGGAUUGUCAUAAACUGAGUCUCAGCAUCUUCUUAUUUUGAUCCAGUUGUGACUAUAUUUUGGCAAUAAGUUGGAUAUGUCAGGGCUCGACACUAACUUUUUUCACAAGUUCAAGUUGAAAAAGUGAGGAGCACACAAAGAACUUUAGGGGCACAAUGAAAAUUGAUCAAAUAAUAUGCGUCUUAUUGGUCAACAUUAGUACUAUUAUUUGAAAUCAGUUUUAUGUCAAUUGGUCACAUGACUUAGAAGCUAUUGAAGGAUAGGUUUAAAAUUUGCCUUUAAAUUUAACAGAAAAUUUUAGAAGACAAAUUAGGGAAAUAAAGAGGUGUGUCUAUUGUCCAACCUUAGUACUAUUAUUUGAAAUCAAUUUUAGGUCAAUUGGUCACAUGACAUGGAAGCUAUUGAAUACUUUCUGUGAGAAGUAACAUCAACCGCUAAUUUAUUGAUGGUCCCUUAUUCAACACCCGACGUUGACAGCAAGGAUGCCGAGUCGAUUUAACUGCACUGCUGUUGCUAUUACGGGUUAUGGAGAGCGAGAAGACACCGGUAGAUCUGCAGUGAAUGUCCGUCGGAUAUCCAACCUAAAACUGACUUCACCGCGUUAUUUACAUCUGACUAUUUACACAUCUAUUUGUAUCGCAAAUGCUAGUGAAACGGUCGCACUAUUAAGCCCUGUAUGUACUGUUCUAUCUAAGAGAUGGUAGGAACUUAGCAUGACCAAAAGCAUACCUGGCUAGUUGCGUAUCCUGCAUUGAGUAGUAGGGGUGUCCCGAUACAACUUUUUAACCUCCGAUACGAUACUGAUGCUGAAGCCUUCAAUAUUAGCCGAUACCAAUCUUGAUACGAUAUUUGCACAAACUUUUGCAUGACAAGUUUUGCACGAAGCUGCAACGUUUUUUUCGGACUUUCAUGAAAAAUACUGCCACAGGGCCGACAUCAUUCUUACUCCUUGGUACUUUGUUAGAACCUUAGUACACACUGUGGUUGUGAUUACAUGCUGGAUCUGGGCACUGCUAGAUAGAGGUGCCGGAGUGGAGUCUGGAAUGAACUGCCUGUAUCGGAGUGCUGAUAUCGGAGAUUUUUGAUUUGGGCGGAUAUAAUCUGAUAUUCAAAUUCUUGCUAAUUUCGGACUGAUAUUCAAAUUCUUGCUGAUAUCGGACCGAUAUCCAAUAUCAAUAUCGUAUUGGGACAUCCCUAUUGAGUGGGACCAUGCCCCUCAAAAGAAACAUCUACUAUAGAGAACAUGAAAACUUGUGAAUAAGAAAAAAAAAGUUGUAUGUAGGGUAUCAUGAAAAGAAAUAAGAUUGUUGAAAAACUUGAUUGUGAUUGGUCAAAACCUCUGUGGCAAAAAUGACAAAACAAAUGACCACAACAUGAAAAAAAAAAACCUCCAGUGUUCAUCAACACUCAGUCUGAGGCAAAAGGGAGUAGACUAAUCACUCAUGAGACAAACGUGCUAAAAAUAGAAAGCAGCUCCCUUUGGGCCAAGAGUAAACAUCUGCAACGUCUGCUCAUGAUUACAAACCUGAAGAUAAGAAGGAUCUGGGGAGUGAUGCGAAUGUUCCUCUUAGAUUGCCACAGAGUUAGAUGAUCUUUUUUCUUUAACUUGUGAAUUUAAUAUUUAUCAACUAUAGACUUACUGUUUUAAAAUGUCCCUCUGUUCACUGGUUUCAGUCUAAAUUCUCAAUUUUUAAAACUGAACAGUAUUUAAGGCUGCUUUAUGCUUUACAGCUGAUGUGAUAAAUCAUAGCACCUUAUGAUCACACUGUUUUUGCAAUACAGGAGAAAAAUUACACCCCAAAGUGACAAGAGAAGAAGGCAAAGCUGUCUUUAUAACAUUCAUAUCAGUAGUAAUUUUAAAAAGCCUUUCACACAGGAGCAGCCAUGUCUAUUGAGGUUCAUUCUGGGUUUGUAAAACAAUGUUAUCAUUAGUUACACAUGUUAUUAACUGCUGUGACCUUUCCACUGUAGACCUUUUUUCUCAUUUCGCUCUCAUUAAGGGCGAGGACAAUGCCUAUUUGAGAGCUUUAAUGGCUAAAAGAAUAAAAUGUUAUUUGGGGUGAUAAGGCUGGCGUUGAGAAGAAAAGAGUUGUAAAAAAUAUGAAAAGGAGAGGGAGGAGGGAGGAUGAAAAGAGAGUGGAGGGGGGUGAGGACAGAAAUAGCUUGUUUUGGUCCUUUCCUGAACCUCUGCCAGAACCUUCUGUUGCUCCUUUCUUCCUUUGUAACGCACACUGGCACCUCGCUUUCUUCACCCUAACAAUGGAGGUUUGCCUUUUUUUGCCUGCAGAACUUCACGUCUUCAAUCCCUCCCCGUUUUGCCACAUAUCAAGGUUCGAUUUCAGAUUGUUAGAGCAAGAUUGAAACUAAAAAACAGGUCUUUUUCCUGAUUUCCUGGUCCCAAUUAAAAAUGUACCACCUCUCUUCAAGUCUUGAUCUCAUCCUCACUGUCUUUGAUUAAUGACAAUUUUGAGAUGACUAAACAUUUUGCAUUUGAUGCUGUCACUGCUGCCAUUUCUUAUUUUGAUCAUUUCAUUGAUAAAAGGAGCUGGAGUGAAAGAUGGAGAGAUGGAUGAAGUGAAAGUGUUGAGCAGUGUUUCCCUCUAGAUCCCAGCUCUGGUUCUUUGUGGUUGUGGCAGCAGGCCUGCAGUACAGUCAUGCAGAAAGGACCGCACGCCAUGUAAUAAGCAGAUUCAGCACAUCUUUUGUUGUGUGUAUGUAGGUGAUAUGUAUUAGGUGUAGUUGUGUGUUGGUGGAGAACCCCAAUGAAGCCUUGAAACGUCAAAUAAGUUAGAUGAUUGUUUUUUAGUCUGAUAUCAGCCUGAGAAGUUUGUUCUUGAAUCCUCACUUGCAUGUUUCCUUUUCAAAAUGACACUUGCAUCACCAUGGCCUUGCAUUGCAUCAAGUUAUUUUGCAAAUAUAUGUACUUUAUUCUGCUGAGACAGAAGUAUUAGCUCAACUGACCCACAGAUUGUCCUUUCCUGUAUUCUCUUCUUCAUUGCAGACUUCACUUUCACUUAACUAAGCUUUUUGUUUGACCUUUCUUUUGCACCCUCUUUUUUCUCUUUUUAUGCACCCACACACUUUCCUCUAGGUGUUUUAUUGACCUCUUAGAGGUAAUAAAGGAUACCUCAGCAUUUUCUUUACAGUGAGUUUUCCAAGAUGGGUGAAAAAAGCCACAUUUCUGGUUGCCUUAAAAGAUGCUUUUCAUGACUUUCAUCACAUCAUGACUGUUUUCUGCUUCUUUUCUUUAUUUACUUUUCUUUUUCCAGGUGAUUUUGCUCAUCAUCUCCCACCACUUCCUCCUCCCGUCUUCCAUUCAUGAGCAGCGUGGCUGAGUUUAAACAGCGGCAGCCAUGGAUGACAAGGGCUCGGUGGGGAAGAUUAGCGUGUCUUCGGACUCAGUGUCCACUCUCAACAGUGAGGACUUUGUCCUUGUGUCCCGGCUGGGGGACGAGACACCCUCCUCCACUAAUAAUGGUAGUGAUGACGAAAAGACAGGACUGAAGGUAAGGAUGGUUGGGUGUAGGUAUGGACGGAGGCACGAGGCAGACUUCAGAGCUGCACUGAUCACAUUAGAUAUUAGCUGUUGGGUAUGACCUGUCUCCUCACAGUUCCUUGGAAAAAGCCCACAUGGGCGUAGUAAGAGAGAUACUUCUCAAUUCAAACAUGAUGAGUGUGCUCAUAACGGAUAACCCCAAACUAGAAAACAAUCCUUAUUUUCCAUUAGCUUAUAACUAACGCUUUACAGACUUAAUGUUGAACUCCCUAUUUGUCUGUUAGAACUGAUUUAAGAGAUCACAGCAUCAUUUACCGAAACAUCUUGACACACAUCUCAUCUCUUUCCAUUUGUAGUGAACGUUGUGCCUGAACUGUUCUUCUGUGUUGAAUCUACAUGCACUAAAGGCAGUGGCUUUGAAGUUGGCCGUUUAAUGAUAGUGUAGUUUAUCCUCGGUGGUUGACCAUCAUUGAUCAUGGACCGUUAAUGACUAAGUGUAGCUUGAAUGAUCUUGGACUCACCCUGUUUGUCACUUCAUUUCUAAAGAUCAGAGACACGUCACCUAUAUAUGCCAACAUGGGUCUAAAGUCUAACUUUGUAAUCUGUGAGAAAGAGAAAUUGAAAGUCUGUUUUCUGCUCAUAGUAAGUUAUAAGUUCCAGCCAAGCUUAGCUCCUAAUACCACCACUGAUGAUUAGGUAGGCAUCGCCACACAGACUGCUGCAGUUACGUUUGGGUGACUGUUAUGUGAUGAAGACACUGUCCAAUCCAAUCCAAUCUGCUUUAUUUAUAUCACACAUUUUUAAAGAACAUAAACACUAUACAUAAAGCUUUCCUGUAAGAGCUCUUACAACCUACAAAAGAGGAUUAGGUUCACAUGAAGAAAAAAGAAAAAUAAGGAAGAAGAUUCAAGUCAAAAUUUUGAGAUUAAAAAUCAAAAAUAUGUCAAUAAAGUCAAAAUUUUGUGUUUAAAAUUGAAAUUUCGAGAUUAAAGUUGAAAUUUUGAGAUUACAAAAUGUCGAGAUUAAAAAUUGAAAUUUUGAGAUUAAAGUUGAAAUUUCGAGAUUUCGAAAUUUUGAGAUUGAAGUCAACAUGAAUAAAGUCAAAAUUUCGACUUUUUAAAUUCUGACUUUUAUCUUGAAAUUUCGACUUCAAUCUCGGAAAUGGAAAUUAAAAAAAUAUAUAUUUUUCUCUAUUUGUGGACCUAAUCCUCUUUCAUAUACAACCUGCUGAGUUUGAAACAGCAGCAAAAAUUUAUUCAAAUUAUACACUUACCCGUUAUACCAUCUAGUGGCCAAUCUAAUACAGCAGCUUUACCACGAACUCAACUGUUAGGAAGCUUCUAUAUAUUCAGUCUUGAUCAGGUGAUCACGUGAUUAUCGUACACACAAGGCGUAGUAUGAGGUGUUGAUGUGCUGGAGUGUGUUAAACUGAAAAGUUUUCCUUAUAUUUUUGUCAAUGUCAUUAAGAACACGAAGGGAGCGAAAUAUAAGGAACACCUGCCAGUUUAACACACCACAGUACAUCACCAUCCAGUUUGCUUGCAUUAGAUAGCGCAAGUUUACAUAGCAUUAUAGCUGGACCAGUAUGUGGUUCAGUUCUGAAUCUGAGUUAACCCCCUCACUACAUGAUUAGUUAUGUUAGUUACCAUUCUUUUGGGUUCACAAAGACGCUGGAUCAACCUCAACUCAAACCCUAACUAGCGUACAGUCUCUGUAACAGCCAAGUGGAGUAGACCCACACGCACAAAUGUGAGUGCUCACAACGUCAUUGAUCCUUAUUUAGGUUUGGUGUCGAUUCAACGCACAAGUAAAUCAGGCUUGACUUGUUUUAAUGACAGGUCAGGGGUCUCGGUCUAUACAUACUCCAUUGUUAACGGUUGUGUUCAUCACUCACAUGCUACGUCUCACACUAACCAUACGGCUAACCAUUUCUUAUUUACCUUUUCCCCCCAUUCUCUGUCUCUCCUCUUCUCAUCUGUGGUCUUCGUAUACUGUGUGGUAGUCAUUUGUCACUUCUCACUAACGCUCAGGAAGCUUUUAAAUCUUGACAGGAUUUGAAGUGGAAGUUGUCCCGACUUCACGGCCCGUAAAGAAUGAUGUUUUUUUGUAACAUGAGUAGAAAGGUAAGGUGGAAAAGAAGGAAAAAACAAAACAAAAUGAAUGAGCUGUAAGAUAAGUGAGCUUGUAUAUAUAUUUUCACCAGUUUUUAAUGACAUGUCAGCAGCUGUGGUGCUUUCGAGAUAGUGGGUAGUUUACUGACACACAGAGUGUCCUCUGCAGUUUGUGUCAGGGCUACACUUCGCACUCAGUCAGCAGAUAUUGGUUUGCAAACAGUGUGGUGCGGGUGCUUUAAACUCACUGUCAGGAAAAGGAUUGGUGUCCAUGACCUGGGUGUGUCUCCACAAGGACAAUCAAGACUUUCUGAGGACAAAAAAAUACAGCCAUCAAACUAGUCAUUUCCUCUCCUCCUUCCAUUUCCCUUCUCAUCCCUUUUCCUUUUCAUUGAAUACACUAAAGUGCUGGCUGUCUUGUGUCCCUAAGUUUACAUCAUCGCUCUCAGUUUGUUUCUAUCUGUUGCUGUAAUGCUGCAAGAUUACCAGCAGAUGGCACCAGAAGAUCACAGAAGUUGCCUUUUCAGUUGCUAGGAAGAUGCCUUUUUUUCUCUCGUGUUUGGAGAGUUCAUGUUUGUUUUGACGGAGAGCUGAGUUGAGGUCUGAGCUGUCUCUCUGCUAUCAGACGUCGCUGUUGUAAACACACCUUCUCUUUUCAGUAUGUAGCCGUUAAAUCACUCCAUUCACCGACACUUGGCCAUCCUGAUAUCAUGUAUUGGUUUUCCGUGCACAUCUCCCUCCCAGUCAGUCCCAUCCAGUCAGAGAGAAGUCAGUGUGUCUAAACUUGUUGUUUGUUAUGCAGGUGAUUUCUGAGGAAGGGGUCAGCUUUAAGGUCAGUCUCUUCUCUUGCUAUUUUUUCCUCUCCCUCUCUCCUCUCUGUUACCUCUCUAUAAUGUGAUUUUCUCCUCCUCUGUGAUGUGAUUCCGUGGUGAUUCUGUCUGUGAUUACUGUGCUUUAUGUAUUUUUGCCAGCUGUUGAGUGAUGGCCGCAGCCCUGCCUUUUAAAACUGAAGUUUUUUGAUGAUGGUAGUUGUAUCCAGAAGUUACAUUUGACUACUUCUUUAGCUGUUCACACUACCUGCAUUUAGAAGGCCUGCUACAAUUGCUUAGACAUGCAGUUAUGAAAGAUGUGUGACCCUAGAUGUACAACUGUUUGCUGCUUUAUAUUGGCACUAGUUGCACAUUGGCUGUAACAGAUAUCUGCUUGUGUCCAACAGCAAUGGAGGAAUUUUCUCUAUACCUUUAAGGCACAGAUAGCAGUCAUGACUGUCUAUACAUGGAGAGCCUGUGUGUUGGUCCUCAUGCCUUAUAGCUCAGUACAGCUGUACCAUCUGCAGCCUCAGUUUGCUUUCAGCAGACUGUAAAAUAGGGCCUCCCCUCCUUCUUGUGACACCCCAUGAUUUGUCCACAUCAGGCCUGCUUUUUGAUCGCUACUCGUUAGUUCUUUCUCUGGUAACAUCAGUGUUGGCAUGACUCUUUGAAUGUCCUGACACACAUAUUUCACAAAAUAAACUCACCUAUCCACUAAUCAUUAAUACGGGAUUAAAUGUUUGGAAAGUAUAGCUCUGCAUGCCAAAAUGAAACCAGCAUCUUUCUUAUAAAUUGAUGUAAAAUAAAGAGCAAGAUCACUGCUUAGGAAAGAAACCACUGCAUGCUCCUGCAGGCUACAAAAUGCAAUUGUCAUGCAGUAAGAGAUGGUCUUAAUUUAGCUCAUGUUUGAAGUACCAUGGUGAUUACUGCAGUGAUUUUACAGUUAAAGAGUUUCUUUUCUGACUGUUUUAAACUGAUUCUUAAUAUGUCGUUCUUCUUGCUCCUUCCUGUGUUUCUGUUUGUGUGGGUAUGUUUGCGUCUCCUCUCCUCUGUGUGUGUUAGAUCGUGGGAAAUGGAAGCGAGCAGCAGCUCCAGAGAGAGUUAGAAGAUGUCCUCAUGGACCCGUCGGUAGCUGACACCGGGCUGGGAUCAGAAGCGGGGAUGGACAGCCUCGGGGGCGGCGACCAUGGCCUUCAGCCCACAACAGCAUGCCCUGUCCCCCCAGGCACAGACCCUCUGAGUGCGCCGACACCACCCAAGCUGGAUAUGGUGCUCCCUGUUCAGACGGGUCAGGAAAGUGAGCUGAAUGAGAGGUCGUACCGAGGUGAGCUGUGAUGUAACUUUUCUCAUCCUCUGUUUUUGUGUCUUUGAAAGCUGAGAAAUGGUUCCGACCUGUGUUUUAAAGAUAGGCUUAUAAACUAUUAAGGGUUAUAUCCAUCUACCAACUGUGCAUAAAGACAGAGGACACGUCUCCAUCUACCUCUGUUGUAUGAAAAGUGGAGCCAAAUCCCCCAUAUUGCUUCAGAGCCUGUGAAGUAGGGACUGUCUACUGCGGAGCACAGCCACAGUUUUCAUCUCCUUCUCUUUUCUGUACUGAAGGUCAGCACAGUCUGCAGCGUAACAGCCUCUGGUGACAGGAGGCCUUCAUAUCCUUCUUCUUUUAGUCGCACUUUUUUUAGUUGUUGGCUAUAUCACAGGAAAACAAAUUGAAAACAAACUUCUUUCUGUGCAGAGAUUUUCUUACAGAUGUGACUUUUUUUCUCCAGUUGAAUUUAGUUAUAACUUCCUAUCUCAGAGGAGUAGUCCCAAGAUUACAAAUCUGUUCUCCUUCCCUUUCUUCUCCUUUUUGUUGAUAAUUUCUCAUCACUCUUUAAAUCUUUUUUCUCCCCUUUGCAGCGGAUGAAUCAUCAUCAGAAGGCAGUCCUUGCAGUCCCAUUCCAGAUGAGGAUAGCGUUGUGUUCAGCCAGCUGACAUAUCUGGGAUGUGCAUCGGUCAACGCCCCCCGCAGUGAGGUGGAAGCCCUGCGCAUGAUGAGCAUCCUCAGAGGGCAGUGCCAACUACCCCUGGAUGUCAUACUGUCGGUGCCAGGCGUGUCUGAAGGCACUGUCAGGUAAGGAGGAGCAUCAAGUUACGAGACUCACCUUAUAGAUCAUUCUGUGGGCUUUAUAAUGUAGUGUAACACAAACACACUUAGAACACACAGUCUUUUUAUGUUUUAGUGGUUAUUUGUCGUACUCUCAUCAAUCAAACAUGAAAACUUCAAUCUAAAUACAGGGACUGUGAAGUUUUUAGACUGCAAUAUAUUUCCAUUUACAGGUUGCUGGACCCUCAUGCCAAUACAGAGAUCGCCAACUACCCCAUCUAUAAGAUUCUGUUUUGUGUCCGUGGCCAUGACGGCACACCGGAGAGCGACUGCUUUGCCUUCACUGAGAGCCACUAUAAUGCUGAGAUCUUCAGGAUCCACGUGUUCCGCUGCCAAAUCCAAGAAGCGGUAAGAGUUGAAUCAUGACUUUAUUGACUGCUGUUAAACACACUGUAUGAGCUGAAUGUAAUCACAUUAAAGACAAGAUUAAAACUUUAUACCUCAAAAAAGGGCAGGCACCCAUGUCAACUAUUGUAUGUUCUCAGGGGAAUUUUUAAUCUUGCUGUUUAGAGGUUCCCUGCAAAUGCACAUCAGUUUAAGAGAGGGCUACAAAUUCCUCAGUUCUGUGUUUUUUUAAGUUUUAUUGAAUUUGUCUUUAAUUAGAUGAUUUGACAGCAUAUCAAAGCCCUUUUAUUCUGCAGUUACUUUCAUUUAUUACUGUGCCUCCACGCCUAAUUGCUUCAGUGAUAUAUGAGCUCUUAAUUCAAACUUGAAUGACUGUGAAACCCCUUUUCAACACACAAGUACACAAAUCAAAACAAAGGGUAACCUGCAGUGUUGCUGUUGUUCAAAAAGUGUCCUGAAGGGGGAGCAAAAGCUCCUCUUGUAACUGCGCUGUAUUUCACAUUACACUUUUUUUUCUGCUGUCUUUUUUUCGCACUCUUUCGGUCUCUCCCACUCACGUACAUACAUGUGCACACAUUCAUAUUGAAAGCAGAUUUCUGGCUGACCUUGUCUUAAAUUAUUGAUCCCCCUGCUGCACGGGCGUCAUGGUUCAGCGUCUGUAUUAAAGCUUCCUUGGUGGUCCUGUAGAGAUUAUGUCAUGUAUGGAAGGCUGCAGUGUGCUGUGUACAUCAUCUAAAACAAAGCCAGUUUAUAAAGUAUUUUUAAAUUGCAGUGGUAAAAGAGGGGUUCCUGUUUUUUUUUAUAAGAGGGUUCAGCAGGAAUAUAAAGAAUUCACACAUAAAAACAGAGUUAAAGUAGACCUUCAAUGUUCAGUGACCUGAUUCCUUUCUCAUGGAGGCACUCUCCUUCAAUGUCACAAAGAGUCCCCAGACAGACGCUACUUUAUCAGACCAACAUCAUCCCCCUACCUAGAUUUCCCAGACUCCCUACUGUAACAUACAGGCUUAUCCAAAAAACACUGCACACACACACGUGCAUGCACACACAGCAUUAUACUUUUUACCCAGCAACUAGACAUCUCUGCCCUUGUCUCCCUCUUCCCUCUGCCUCAUGCCUGUCUUCCCUCCAGUUCCCCCCAGCAACAAACCAAAGUACGAUGCCUCUAGCUUUUUUGGGAUUGUCAUCAUCACUCUAGAGUAGAGUGAGUCAGUUUGUUUUUUUAAAAAUGGCUGCUUGGGUCAUGAGCCUAACAUAAACCUAACAGUAUAUUUUUAAAUUCAAUUAGUGAAUUAUUUCACUUUUAAAUACACAGACUUUAAACACAUACACUCUCAAACUCUCUGAUGUGGGCUGACUUUAUAUUGUGAAAUCACAGCUGGACUGAAACUAUCCACUGCCUUAUUUGGUAUACAGCUGUGCAGAUCAAGUGACCCAGUUAUUAAUGAAAUUGUGUUGGUUUCUAGCAUGUUUUGUUGUAGUGUUCGAUAUGAUUUUUCUCUCUAAACAGAUUAGCCAAUUAUGGAGUAGAUCUGUUCAUGCAUACAGCAAACCACCUCCCCUGUACUGUCCUGCCUCCAAUUUGCCAGACCUCCCAGUCAGGCCCUGAGGCUACUCUGAACAAUUCCCAGUUUGCUGGUGUCGAUGUCGAAACGCACCAAUCACCUCCCUCCCUAACCUACAAACUUGCUGUUCCCAUCCAGAGAUGUACAUCUAAUGUGGUUUGAUUCAAAUCAGUGAAGCUUCACUGGAUAUAUUCCGCUCAAGUGAUUUGAGCUACUAUCACAAAUUAAAUUAGUUGUUUGAAAAGACAAACACAAGUCAGGCUUUGCAGAUUGAAAGAUUGUUGCCAUGAUAUUAAAUAAAAAUGUCCUGAAGCUUCGUGUCAGUUAGUGUUUAAAGGCAAAGCUGCCAAGAAAAAAACAAUAAAAGUAUCCUGGAGGGGAUGUAAAAACAAUAUAACAAGUUCCAGAUCUUUAAAGGCUGCAGAUUUGUAGAUAAAGUCUGAUUCCAAAUCCAAAUUGUGUUAUGUAAUUACCUUUCAUAAGAGCUCUGAGGGUAAAAACGGUAAAUAUUUCAUUUGCAGCUUUCUAAAAACGAAAUGUUUUAGACCUUGAAAUAUUUGUGUGUAAGGUAGACCAGCUCUCCUGGUUUCAAAUUGAACUGAGUUCAUUAGAGAACUUUUUAAUCAAGUUUUGGUUCUGGAUACCAGUGCAUUACUUCAGCAUAUUCUGUCUUGGGUUGAAUAGUUUUGUCUAAAAAUGACUAUUUUAAGAAGGAUGGCAGUGUCUCUUUUUAAUGCCAUAAAGAACACCGUAAAGGUAGUAAAUGAAAAUGAACUCAUCUGUGAUGAAUUUAAAGAUUAACUCCCUUUGCAAACCUUUUCCUUCAUCUGUGGUUUCUGCAGAGGCAGAGAAAGCCUCACUGACAUUAUGUCCUUCCUGUUAAUGAUAGCAGUGCAGCCUCUCGUCUUUGUUUGCAGGCCUGCUCACGCUGUUGUUUGUUUUAGGAUAAUGUAUUCUUUCAGAUACUUUACACCAAUGAGUCCUCGCUCUCUUAUCUUAACCACAGUUACACAAUGAUUGUAAUGGAAACACAACUGAAUGUAAACUGCGACCUGACUGAUUACUGAAAGAAUAUUCUACGACAUAUAUGAGUACACAGUCUUGGCCUAAUGGACUUGUAAGGAUGAUCAUUUUGUAAUCCACCUGUCCCUGUCCUUACAGAGCCUCUCUGCAAAAAGGACAUUUUCUGACAUUUGAAACUGGUCAGUUUUGUCUCCAGCAUUGGUUGGAUCUGCAGAAAACAACAUUUCUAUUGUUUUAUGUGUCAUAAACUAAGGUUACAGGGGGGGUUACCCCCAUCAAACUCUGCUUGUUUUCCAUCUCUCAUAUCCAGUCCCCCCCAUUGUUUCUCAAUAAAUAAACCCCCUGCGAUGCCCCUAACAUGCUUCACAGUCCCAAGUACAUAACAAAAGCUCUGUGUAGAAGAGGUUCGGAGCUGCUUCAAACCCUGGCCUCAAAAAAGGAAAAAGAUCAUUGUAAUUUAUUGAUAACAGCAGUUUCUACGCCAUCUCUCACUAACCCCCAGGCUCCGCUGUUUACCGGAAUAAAGGAUGAUCCAAAACCACUGUGCUGUGGGCCUCUAGUUGGGGAACACUCUGUUUAUUACCACACACACGUCUGUGUUGGAAAAAAUUACAGAUACAAUAGAAUACUUCAUCAUGACCAAAUGUAAGUUUAGCAAACCUGAAGCCACGUGAUUGGAAACGUACAUUCAUUUAAUGUAAAUAAAUUAUCACCUCCCACUUUCCCACACUUGGCAGUCUUUAGCCUUCCCCACUCUCUUCUGCUCCUCUCCCUGAGAAUGCUGCAGACUCUGAAAAGCCUUAAAUGUUUUCCUAUAGAAUUUAAAUAAAACAAACGCUUUUACAAUAUGUAUAUUUAAUAUGUAAUUGGUUGGCUGAUUAAACUUAGAGUAUUAAUUUGUUUGGGGAGUUUUGUAAGCUUUAUCACAAAAUAGCAAUGACAGUCAUGGCGAUGUUUGUGUGUGUGUUUUAAUGAAUGCUAAUGAGUUGUAAUUACAAUGUCUAGCACUGAUAUUUUUGGCAUCUAAAACUCUCUUUUAUUGCCCCACAAGGUAUUUCAGUUACAGGAGCUGCCAAGACUUGAUGCCAAACAAACAAAAAAACACUCUCAGAAGUUCUCGCCUUGUUAUUUUGUUUGUGCCCUAUGUUGAAGUUUGGUUUAUUUUGCCUCUGAUUGGCUGAAAAACUUGUCACAUUGUCUUUAAACUGAAGGCAAAUUUGCAGUAGAUUAAAAAUUUCAUCAGUGCUGUUGCAAUCUUUUUGUGACUUGAAUAUGAGCAGCUCAGCAGAGAUCACGACAGCCUUCACUCCCUAUACUAAAAUGUAGGUUUUUUGUUCAGAUGAUCUGUUGAUUUGAGGAAUCAUGGGUAAAGAUUUGCUGAUACUGUUGAAAACACAAGAAGAUGGAGAACAGCACUCAGUGUGUGUACAGGUCCAAUCUAGGGCUGGGUGAUAUGGCCUCAAAUCAAUAUCACGAUGUUAUUAAGCAGUUCACCUUGAUAACGAUAAAUGGAUGAUAAAUACUCCACAAGCUGCUCACCCCCUCCCACAUUAACUUCGUCCACUUCAGCCACCACUCCACCCACUACAACUUUUGAACCGUCCUCCAUCUCCUCACAUGUCUUUCCCACUUUGUUACAGACUGGAUGGGGUGGAGUCAUGUGUAUGACAUAGGACAGGGUCUUAAAGGGACAUGAGACCAUAGCCUACCUACACACAUCCAAAAUCAAUUUUUAUUCAUUUAUUCAUUUUGACACCGAAUUUAUUGACACGGGCAAAAUGACGUAGGUUAUUGUCGUAAAUUUUGGUAUCUGUAAAUUUUCGGUUUAUCGCCCAGCCCUAGUCCAAGCCUUAUACUGCCAUCUUUGAGUCUACAAAGCUAGUUGAAAAGAGGCCGUACAUCAUGGUUACAUCCUCCUGCUUGUUUGUGUUGGAACACUUUCAAUGCUUAACUCUAGAUUUGUCAUAAUUGAAGAACAAUAAUGAUGCGGUGUUGUUGUUUAACACUGCAGUUUAUUUGAUACUCUAAAGUCCCUUAUCUGUAUUCACCUCUCUCCUUCAGGUGAGUCGGAUACUGUACAGCUUUGCCACAGCGUUCAGGCGGUCAGCUAAGAAGGCAGCUCUGUUGUCUCAACAGGCUGCACCGCUCACACCUGACAGCGACUUGUUUACCUUCACUGUCAGCCUGGAAAUCAAGGAGGAUGAUGGGAAGGGUACUUUCAGGUGAGACAUCCCGUAAACGCCAACAGAAUAUAUUUUAAUGUUUGGUGUGUGAACCUUCUCAUUCCUCUACUUUGUGUGCAAAUGAUUGUUGUCAGUGUCACCCUGCACCCUAAAAAAGUAGUUUUAUGAGGAGUCUGGUCCACACCAAUCACCUGCUGUAGUAAUUUUAUACUGCGUGACACAUUUCUAGAUAUGAGUUAUGAAAUUUGCACGUGUUUGGAAAAUGCUCUGUUGAGAAAUCUUACCAAAAAAUUGAGAAACUGUGGGAGGCGGGAUGGGACGCACUGCUGUAUUUAUGAGGAGAGGAAAGCUUCAGAUGUGGUGGUGAAUGAUAGAACUGAAAAAAGUAAGUAGUAUAAAUUCAAGUGAUUAGUAAACACACACUUAAUGAUAAUAACGUAGGAUAAAAGAGCUUAACUUCUCUAAAUACUAACCCAAUAAAGGUGAUGUAUUUUAAUGUAAUUCAUUUAAACAGACACAUACAACAUCAUGCUGUAUGAGACUCUGCAUCAGCUUAUUGGUUAUAACUUUUUAAAAAAGGAAACAAAUUUAUCAUAAUGCUAAACUGUAUAUAACAUAAUUGAACAGAAUUAGAAAAUGUUCAUAAUUGGGUCUUUAGAGGCAUGUUUAUAUGUAGAACCUGAAUUUUGUGCAAAACCAUGACCCAGUCAAGUAAUGUAAGCUGUGUCUGGUACAUGAUGUCCAUACUCAUAUGGAGUUUUUGCGAUCAGAGCACUUCCUAAAAUCAUAGCAGGUUCAAGUGUUUACAAGAUCAUAUAGAUUAAUGCACUUUUUGAACCCUAAACCUCUUUGUAUAAAUUUCCUCAGGAAUUUCUGUCAGUGAAGGUUUGGAGAGUGUUGAUUACUUUUCCUGUCUCAGACCUCUGCUUUCUUGAGCAGAAAAGAGGACCAGCGCCGGAGAGGGAGCAUUUCAAAACUGCUAUUAAGCAUGCUUUUAUUAAGAUGAAUGGGUCUAUUUCAAACAUGGGCCGCUGGGUUUUCACCUUACAUAAGGAUUCAAAUGAUAGUAAAUCUGCCUUUUUGGUGCCACUGUCACUGUAUCUGCUGCAUAAUUCAGCUCUGCUUUUGGCACAUCCUCUCUGUUUUCUUUCUAUCAAUGAUCCUCUUUUUAAUACAUUCCUUUUUUGCAUAUUUUCAGCGCUGUAGCAAAGGACAAGGAUAAGCAGAGCUUCAAGCUGCGUGCAGGAAUGGACAAGAAAAUUGUCAUCUAUGUCCAGCAGACCUCCAAUAAGGAACUGGCCAUUGAAAGGUAAAAUAAAGCCGAUAAACAAGCACAUAUACCUACACACUCAACUGGAGUGUCGCUCUAGUGCAGAAGUCUGUCCAAGUAGAUAGAUAGAUAGAUAGAUAGAUAGAUAGAUAGAUAGAUAGAUAGAUAGAGAGAUAUAUAGAGAGAGAGAGAGAGAGAACACAUACAUAGGUACGUACAUAGGUACAUAGAUAAAUAAUAGAUAGAUAGGUACAUAGAUAGAUACAUAGAUAGACACUUAGUUGGUGUUUUAUUAUUCUGUUCAUGAGUAACUCAGGUAAAGCCAUAGCAUCUAUAUCUACACACUCAACUGGAGUGUUGCUCUAGUGCAGAAUUCUGUCCAGAUAGAUAGAUAGAUAGAUAGAUAGAUAGAUAGAUAGAUAGAUAGAUAGAUAGAUAGAUAGAUAGAUAGAUAGAUAGAUAGAUAGAUAGAUAGAUGGAUGGAUAGAUAUUUAGAUACACACAUAGAUAGAUAGAUAGAUAGAUAGAUAGAUAGAUAGAUAGAUAGAUACAUAGAUACAUAGAUAUUUAGAUACACACAUAGAUAGAUAGAUAACACAUACAUAGGUACAUAGAUAGAUAGAUACAUACAUACAUACAUACAUACAAAGAUACAUACAAAGAUACAUAGAUAUAUACAUAGAUACAUACAUACAUACAUACAUACAUACAUAAGUACAUAGAAAAAUAAUAGAUAGAUAGAUAGAUAGAUAGACACUUACUUGGUGUUUUAUUAUUCUAUUCAUGAGUAACUCAGGUAAAGCCAAAGCUUCUACUCAAAAUGCAUCACAGUCAUUUCUGCCUGAGGCUAUUGAACUCUUCAACUCCUCUCUGUCAAACACUCUUUCUAUCUCAUGGACUUAUUUCAACCACAGCUGUGGCCCCUUUUUAGUUUAUUUUACCUAUCAAAAACACAACCAUGCAACACUCAGACAUCAAUGCUUGAUUAUCACCAGUUUGUAUGUGAAGUGAGUGAGUUAAGCUGAUAGCCUCACAGCUAUAAAGAUUAAUGCAGGCUGAUCUUAACUACUGUUCUUGUAGCUAGUAGAAUUACAACCUCCACAUGUUAAAAACAGGUGGUUCUAGAAAGAGCAACACAGCCGCACAGAAACUGCACCUUGUGGACAUAGCCAAGUGUAAUUGAAAUCUAUGUGCAGAAAACAACUCCAAAUCACCCAGAAAAAACAGUUUGUUAUUGUAUGUGACUUAGCCAGAAAAACAAGACAAGAGCUGUUGUAUGAGGACAUGUCUAUAUUAAUAAGCCGGUCAGCCCAGCCCUUUUGUUGAGAUAAGCAGCCAGCAACAAGCUACAAGUGGGAGAACAGGAAUGUGUUGUAUGUAAGAAUAGUGCCGAAACAAAGGGACUCAGUGAGAACAAAGUAAGCGCAGGGACAAGUACUUCAUAUAACCCCUCUGAGAAACAAAAGAAUUAAAACGGCCCCCUGUAUAAUUGAUUUUUAUUCUUGUGAAGAGCACUAUUUUAAGAGGAGCAGCAGGUCUAUCCUAAAAAAGGAUAAAAAAUAUGAUUUAAUGAUUGAACACAUAAAUUAUGCAACACAACAUUCAUAUCCUGAUGCAUUCCAUCACUUGUAAUCCUUGAGAUAUGUUGCUUGAGACUUAGCCCGACAUUCAUAGGAAAGGAAACACCCAGUUGUAAUUGAUCAACACACAACCUCUCCACAUCCGUGUGUGUUGCCCCGUGUCAGCUUGAAAGUAUUCCGGCUCAGCUCUGGGAUGGUUAUUGAUGGGAGCCUGUCUUUUCCGAGGUCUAAUAAAUCGGUUUAAAAUGUAAAUACUCCAUCAUUUUUUUUACGGACUUCCAUUUUUACAGUGGUUUGUUAUUGUUUGAUGAACCCAGAGGAGGUAAGGAUUGAAGAGCUGUGUUUAAUAUUCUCCACGAUCUGGUCUGUGUUACAGGAUCAGUCCAGGAAGCUAUUCUCAGUAAUAUGCGAUGGUUAACAAGUGGUUUUAGUCUAUAGGGAGAUUUAUUGUUCUGCGUCUGGUUCCCGCUCCUGCUCUGUUCUUUUUUCACCCUUUCUUCUUAUGUAACCUUAUUUAUUUCACUUAUCCCUCUCUCAUCUCUUUGUGUGUGAGUGUGUGUGUGUGAGAGAGAGAGUGAGUGUGUUUCUGUAUGCACGUAUUUAUUUAUUUCGUUAUAUUGCUUCUCCUCUCCAGGUGCUUUGGUCUCCUGCUCAGCCCAGGUAAAAAUGUGAAGAACAGUGACAUGCACCUGCUGGAUCUGGUGGGUAACUAUUUUCAUGCAUGCCUGUGUGUCAACAUAAAUUUAUGUGUGUGUGUGUUUGCUUACCUCUCCCAACUUGUGCCCCUUCAGGAGUCAAUGGGAAAAAGCUCUGACGGGAAGUCUUACAUCAUCACAGGAAGUUGGAACCCCAACACGCCUCAGUUCCAGGCUGUGAAUGAGGAAACGCCCAAAGGUAGCAGCCAAAAACCUGCCGAAAAAACACAUAAAACAAUGAUUUUCAACCAUGAAUUGUUUCCUCGUUACAUGUUUCCUUGAGAAGUGUUUUUUUAAAUCCACUUUUUCAUAUUCACACUUAUGUUUUACACGUUUCCUAGUGUUAGAAAUCAUUUUCUCGUUGUCGCACAGUUCCUAAGAUAAGCUGCGAAGACGCAACCUACACUGAAAACUCAAGAGCUGGUCUUUUGUUAAAAAUCUAAACCUAGUCCUGUUAUUAUCUAGUUAUUACUCUAGGUGAUUAAUUAGUCUCCAGAAACAAUCAUUAAGCUCUUAUCUCAUUUUUUCCCCCCCAGAUAAGUUCAUGUAUAUGACGACAGCUGUGGACCUUGUGAUCACUGAAGUAGAAGAGCCGGUCCGUUUUCUGCUCGAGACAAGAGUUAGGGUGUGCGCCCCCAACGACAGGCUCUUCUGGCCCUUCAGCAAACGCAACUACACUGAAACCUUCUACCUUAAACUGCGACAGGUGAUGUUGGGACUUAGACUAGAUUUGCAGCGUCAAUAUUUCCAUAUGCUUUGGUUUUAUUCAUGCAGACUGAUCUGAUGUUUACUUGAUUCAUUUCCCCUCAGAUGGAGCGUAAAGAGCGUAAAAGCCCCGCCUCAGACACACUUUAUGAGGUGGUGAGUUUGGAAAGCGAGACCGAGAGAGAGAAACGCAAGACCACAGCAAGUCCCGGCAUCGUGCCCACUGGGCCGGGUGGCAUGGUUCCAUCACCCCCUGAGGAUGAUGAAGAGGAAGGUGAGGAGAUGCUGUCUUAGUCACUUAUUUUUUAUUCCUUUUUAGCGACUCGCAAAACAAAAGAAUGGCAAACACCUAAUCAAAUGUAUAAACUCAGGUAGAGUAAAGGGUGUUACUUCUGUAUAGCAACUAUUCAAAAAUAUUCAACAAAUAUAUAACCAGAUUAGACCACAGAAGAAGUCUGACAAGCAGAACUCUAUCAAAAACUGUUUGCUCUUAGUCUAUGAUAUCAGACAACACUUCAAAGUAGCCAGCUAGUCGACAAAAGAACUUAAGAAUGACCGGCUGGCUCUGAAAUACUGAACAAUUGAGGUGUCCCAAGACUAAUGCUUUACACCAAAAAAAAAUGAACAGUCUACCCCGCGAGGCUGUACCUGACAUAGACUUGUGGCCCGCAGGAGAAAGUAUCAUGUGGGAGAUUAGACACUGUGUUACAGAACUGUUUGUUCUGUAUCCCCACAAGGUACUUAGCACCCAGUGCUGUGUAUGUGUGUGCUUUCUUCUUUCAUGUGUCUGAGCAAUGUGUGAGCAGUAGCAAUGAGAAUAAAGAGCAGAGAUAAUAACUUAGGUACUUUUUGUAUCUGGAUUUGAGUUAGACUUUGAUCUGCUUGCCUCUGGCUACAGAUUGGCCUUACUUUUGGACUUUUUGUCCGUUUGAUCGCUACUUACCUACCGUUAUGAAUAUUAAGAUCCUACAGCGCUUGGGGAUCAUCAGUUUAUCAGCUGAUCCUUUUUAAAAUGAAAGGAAAAAUGCCACUGGAGAACAUCAUUCCACUUCUAAUUUGUCUGCGGUUUUUCAAAUGAAGAGUAAUUAAUUUGAGGAGCUGUUGACUGAGUUUAAACCAAAAGUCAUUUCAAAAAUGAUGUCAUGAAUUGUCAUACACUUGUAAAUGAAAUGCCCUCAGGUGGAGUAGGUACAUACUGGUGUCAUAUGAGUCACGUUGUUUGACAGAAAGUCUGAGGUUUACUUUAAAAACAUUAAAUUCACUCUAGUUGAAGGCCACAUUUAAAUAUGUAAGUCAGAUUAAGUAUAAUAGCCUUACUUGCUCUGACUUUGUGUGUCUAGAUAAUGAUGAACCUUUACUAAGCGGCUCAGGGGAUGUGUCCAAAGAGUGUGCGGAAAAGAUUCUGGAGACCUGGGGAGACUUGCUAUCCAAGUGGUAAGCCUUUGUUACCUUGCUUCUUUCUUUGCCUCAACAUCUACUGCAGCUAUGAUAAAAAAAUGAUGUAUAUUUGUGUGUGUGUGCGUGUGUGGUGAAGAUGUGGCGCUGUAUGUGUGAGGGGGAGACGCAGACAGGGGGCUGAUAAGCAGCUUAUUAUGAUGGCUUUCCUCUUCCAUUACUGCAUUUGUUUUUAAUUAAGAGCUGGUGAUGAACCGAGUAGAAACUGCCCAGCUGUGAGUUAGACCCAAACACUCACUCAAACACACACACACACACACACACCCACACACACACACGAAAAAGCACGCCUCUCUGUCUCCAUGUGUAUUAUGUGUAUUUCUCUGUACGUUCUCUCAGGGGAAUAGUCUUAUUUAAGUAAAUCUGAUCAGGUACAUUCUUUGACAUUCUUCUCGCUCCUUUAUAAAACCCUGUGAGUCUUUGCCUAACACUGUUGCCAUGGUGAUGCAUUAUUCACCAUAUAAAAGAGGUAGUUUCUUAGAGGAUUUAAAAGUCUUUCACAGUCGUCAGAUAAGGUCGACAUGAGCCCAACAGAGAAAUAAGGCUUCAGUGAGGAGGUGUGGCUAAAUGGCUCAGUGGCUCCCCCUGACAUAAUGAAAAAAAAUCAGCACGCUCAGCAUGUUGAACCCGAACAGCAACCUUAGAUGUCGAAAAAUGAAGUUAAGGCAGAAGUGGUAAAACCUUGUUGUUUUGAGUACUCAAAGCUGGCUCAGAAAGACCCCAUUGACUCUAAAGCUCUUACUGGGAUAAACUCACAGCUUGCUACAAGAAAGAGUUUAGGACUGAAUUGUGUAUUUCUCUUUUCAUACACACUGUACAGGAGGUGGAUUUUUUUCUAGUCGUACUACCAUUUCAAUUUUAGAAACAUCAAGGUUACGUGUUCAACAAGACGUAGUUAAGGGUGUGGCUGAUUUGACCAGUAUACUUAGCCGUAGCUGUUUGUCAGGAGGCAAAAGGUCAGACUCCACCUGUUUGCUUCAUGCUAGUUUGACCAAAAGUCAAGUUCAAUUAACCCUUAACUCACUGCCGUGUUUCACUUCGAAACUCUUUAAGUGAGACUGGUGGGUAACAUCAAUAAGACUACUUUGAUGUUUGAUACAGUCUUUGGGUCAAACUAUAAAUUUGAAGUUGAAUAGGCUUACGUAACAUUUCUUGAUCUAAGAUAGAGUCUCUUAAACCCAUAUUGUGAAUCCAAGACAUGCGCUUCACCUCAUUAACUCUGCAUUCAGACCUUCACCAAACACAACAUACUAUUCCCUCUGGUGUACACCAAACCUUUGCUUUUUGUUUGCACCAACAUGCAUAAGGAGUACGUGCCUGUUCAGCACGGCUUCCCGCCCUAGUUUCAGUUGUUUGUUGUACGUUAGUCUAUGUAUUUUUUUGUAGUAAAUCAAUUUUCUGCCCUCCUUUCUGUGUUUGGGUCUACUCAGUCCCUUGACGGUAUUGAAAUUGACCUCCAAAACGCUGAAUGCUUUGGAGGUAUUUUUCUCACUUCCCUAAUAAAAAUAGUUCUAAAAGAAAGGAAUCAUAAGACUAGCCUUUCAUAAUACGAGGCUUUGUGCAAGUGAUCGGUGUUUUUUUUGUGUGCUGGCCAGAGUGUGUGUUGUUGCAUUGUGGGAUGCGGCGCUCCGGGAGCAAAGAGAGGCAAAUCACAGAAAGCCCUUUACAAUUUAAUGCCCCUGAGGACCAGGCCUGGCAUUACUUACAUCACAUGCACACAAACACACUCACACACACACACAUGCACACACACACACAAACACAGUAUACUUUUGUUUCCCUUCUUAGUCCCGACAACAGAAAAUGUCACAUAUUGCGUAACCUGACGCCCGGAACAAAUAAAACCAAACAAUCUGAGAAAAUAGAGAGAGGGAUGAAUUGAGAACAGGGAGGAAAGCAAGAGAAUCAUCAGGGAUUCUGGGGUUUCUUAAUGUCGGCCCCAGCCAGGAGAUAGCUAGUUGGAGAGAUACAGCUGUGCUUCCAAUUUUACCUUCCUCAUCCUCGUACCUCUAUUUAUGUCUCUUUCAGGGUGAAGCCUAUAGUUAAUCUUACACAGGAUGGUAUUGUUGGAGUGUCUCCCUAACUUAAGUCGUGAGGAUGAGGAAGAGAAAUCUUCAUAAUGCCACUGUGUACUGCUGCUGCAUGAACUCAGCUUGUUGUCUGCCACCGUCUUUUGUUUUUACAUCCUGCUAAAAAUAGUGCAGUGUUAAAUAAAGCAAUACUGACGUUCCGAUAUCAGGGGAAGGAGUGGCGUGAUGAAGCUGAAGCAGAAUCUCAAGCAUAAAUCACACUUUCCCAGUGUAAAAAUAGCACAUCUGAGGCCUUGAUUGAUCGUUUCCCUUGUUUGAAGUGGAAAUGGAAAUACGAAGAAGAAAGCUGCUCAUGUAAAUCAUUACACCUGUGGUGUUAGGUGAUAUGACCUCUCCUCAGUGUCAAAAUAUUGGCCAGGCAGAGCUGAUGAUGGCUCUUUUUAGACACUACGAAAAGCCUAUGAACACAUUAUUUUGGAAAGACGUGUUUGGCAGCUGUGAUCAGAAAGAUUGCAGAUGAAGAAAUCUAACAAGGAAUUACUGAGUGUACAAUGCUUUUAAGAUUGGUUUAACAAGCAGCACUAAAUAAUGUUAUUAUGAGUGAGUCUUUCAUGGCCCGCCAUUGUUGACUCUUUCUCAUGUUUCUUCUUUCAGGCACACAAACUUAUCAGUACGUCCCAGGCAGCUGCCAGCUUUGGUGCGGAGUGGCAUUCCUGAGGCGCUGCGUGGAGAGGUGUGGCAGCUCCUUGCAGGCUGCCACAACAAUGAUCAUCAAGUGGAAGAGUAUCGGACUCUAAUCACAAAGGUAGGACUACACUUAGGGUUGCACAGCUUUCUCACCUGCCAAUCCAAUCCUCUGCAAAUGAGCCCAAAAGAUAUCGCCCAAUUCACACAUCAUGCACAGAGUAAACUGCUCCACAAACUCCUCUGCAGAGUGAAUCAUGUCAGUUUGCAGCAGUGAUCUUUGCAGUGAUUUGAUUAAGACAUUAUGUAUUCAUUUGGAGCAAAAUGUGCCCUUUUUAAAGCAAUCAAGCCUCAUUAUAAAAACAACAACAUUUACUUAACUUGCACUGGUGCUAGCAUUCCUGCACAGUUAGACUGAAGACCAUGACAAUUAAAUCCACCUCUGGAUGACCUUGAAAUAAAAUAUCUGUUUCUCAAUAUUACCUGGACUUUCUAUCUUUAUAACAAUGAGGUCAAAUCUGUCUGUGGCUCUCUGUGUCGAAACCCCCCCAGGCUGUGCUAGACAGAGUUUUUUCGAUAUUUGAAUGAGCUGCUUUUUCAAGCUUGAUAUGAACUUUAAAGAGGACAUGAAACACUGACCCAAGUUUUCAUUAUUUUUAAGAAUGCCUCUCCACUUCACAAAUCACUGUAUUCAUGACUCUAGAAAUGUAAUACAUUUCUAGAAAACUGUGACAGAAGUUCCACUUUAGCGACACUGCGGGAAACCGUAAAGCAGCGCCACUUCGUGUGACGUCAGCGGUUGUGUAGCCCGUGUAUUGACUGAAUUGAGAUUGAUUGAAUGAGAGUAGAUUAGGAUGGUUUGAAUGGCGAAUUGAGCGCCAAAGACGAGUAGACUCACUAGAGUCACUAGCUUACACCAAUAAACAGGUAAGGAGUGUCCCUCUCCACCUAGCUUAUCAUUUACUGUAUGUGGGUAGAAUUUCAGGAUGGAAGCGCAGCUCUGUGCAGCUGGGCAUGGAGGAUCUUACAGCUCAUCUCAGUCACAGUAAAAUGCAAAAUUAGGGCAUACUGUGCAGAGAGCUGCGUAACUUGACGGGUGUUUGCGACAUAGCAUUGGCGCGGUUUGUUCUGUGGAGCAGAGAGUGGGGUCGAAUAAUGUGCUGUUCUUGAUGCUAUCAGCAGACCCAGUUCAUUCUUCCUGAACCAGGCCCUCAGAGGAUUGCCUACGUAAAGAUGGCCCCAUGAUCAUCUCAUGUUUUACUUUUUGGGAAAGCUGUCCUUAUUACAAGAUGACUCAUACACCGGUCCUGACUUAGUAUGUUUAUUUUCAAACAUAGUUAAACAUAGUCAUUUUCGUCCAUCUGAAACUCGUAAAGUUUAAUUUUUGUUUUAGUGUGAACUUUCCGGAACAUAUUUGCUGCAGUUUGACUAUUUUGGAAGCACACCUUGGGGGCUACUGAUGACCCUGACUCACAAGUUUCCUCCUCAUGUGGUCCAAACUUGUGAUGGUAACCACAGUCGCCCUCUAGGUCAGAGCAGCUGAUUACUUGUUGGGUUAUGUAAGUAAACGACGUUUAUAGGUUCUUCUAGAAGAAAUUCGUCAUGGGUUAAUGGUGCUAUCAGAACUGGAUCAUCCAUACCUUUAUUUAUACUGCAUACUGUUUAGCAGCCCACAGUGUAAGAGAAAGCUAACGCAGAAGAAGAAGUAAAAGACAAUGAGUGCUAAAUAAUUUUGAUGGUUAAAAAGCAGGAUCAUACUAAUCUAAUUGUGUUUAUCGUGUCUCACAGCAGCUUCUUGUCCAGUAAGGCUAAUGUCACUCCUAUAUCAUGGUAGAGAAGAGCAAGAAUGUUUAAAUCAUGAAUCUGAGUGUCAUAAAAUGCUUAAUAUUCCCAUUUCUAUGCACUGGACCUUUAAGAGACAAAUGGAGAAAUAAAUAAAGACAAAAUAUAUUUACAACUUUUAAAUUUCAGUUUUGCAGCUUCGGCCCAGAGCUAAGCCAAACCUUUCCCACUUUUAGCUACCUGCAUGCUUUGUUCUGUAGUGAUAAGCUGCACUCACACAUGCAAAAAAAUUCCUACUUGCAAAACGUACAGAAUUUUUGUUGGUCGAGCAAACAACCAAAAUUUCAGCGAAGUCAGAUGUGAGAGUGCAGCAGGAAAUGUUCUGCAAAGUUCCCUGUGAGUGAGCGAGUAGGCAGGGUUGAUGAUGUUAAGGUCACGGAACCAAGUGGACCUUAAAGAGUGACUGAAUAAGGAUGAAUAAAAACAUACAAAGUUGAUGAAGGAGAACAAUUUUCAAAAUGAGAACAGUAAAGACAUGUCCACAUCUGUUUACAUUGAUAAAAUGCAAGAAUUAACACCAUUGAGCACAAGUCUACUGAAAAUCUAAUUUAAAGUAUAAAUCGGUAGAAAGGCUGUGCGGUUAUUAUUGUUCAAAUUUGGCAUUUCGUCACCCUAUUAAAAUAAUGGCUCAUAAAUAAAAGGAUUAUGGCAUGAUCCUUUCAAACAAGGAUUUAGGCGAUUGGACCAGAGAUGGCCAACAUUAUCAAGAGAUGAAGUAGUCUAAAAAAACUCGUUUUCGUCACAAAACGACUUGGGCCAUUAUUUUAAUAGGGUGACGAUUUUCAAGUCAGCGUAGCCGUUUGUUAUUGUUUUUGUCUUUCAGCAUCUUGUCUGCACACCUGUAUCGGUAUGGACAUCACAGUGUUUCUCUGUCUGUGUGGCCAUGCAUUCAAAGAUGAGAGUAGACUUGCUAUCCCUGCUGUAAAUGGUUAGCCCCCUGAUGUGCUCAGAACAGUGCUAGUUUAUGUCAUGUGUUUUUUUUCUCGGCUACAGCCCGGUCCACUGUUCUUAUGUAAAGGCAACAUCCCCGGGCAGCAAGCUGGGUCCCAGGUGGUGACAAGAUGUUGGUGUUGCCCAUUCCCUCCCCCACCCUUUCUCAGCCCCUCUACUUGAUUUUUUUUUUCACCCUCCCAGGGAGUAUUUCCCUCUUUUUCUCUUUUUUUUUUUUAGCCCUGCCUUUUCCUGUAUUUUUCCUCACAUAUCUGAAAUGCAAUGACAAAAUUUGGAUCCCUCAAGUGGAACAAGCAGGAUAAACUUUGUUUGUCUCUUUACAUGAAUGGCAUGAAUGGAAUCCCAACUUUUACUGAGACAACAAUAACAGUGGAUCACAGUCCCCGUGUAUUGAUAGUCAUUGGACAGAAACCUGGAGAGGAUUUUUAUUGCAGAAGCACUAAAGCAUUCCAGGUUUGUGCACUGGCCAACAAACACACACAGAGAGAAGUGUGGAGAACACGUGCAGACAUAUCUGAGUCGGACAGAGGAUUUUCGUUUUUUAUUUAGUCUCCUUGGAGCAAAGCUGGAGAAGGUAGCCAAGAAUGGUUUACAGAAAAUAAAUGUCUUAUUAAACACAGCACUGAGCGAGAGUUUUUCUAAUCUUAGAUGCAAAAGGUCCCAUAAAAAAUGAGUGCUCUCAAAACAUGUUAAACAGAGAAAUAAUGACAGGAAAUAAAUUGCAUAACUGUACUUUUGUUUUAACUAGGAAUGAGUUUUCAUUCAUGUAGUCCAUGUUGCUGCCACUAAUUAUAGCCUAUCUUCUAAUUUGCUAGCUCUUUCUUUCCCUUUUUCAGCUCCUGUUAAAAUCUUUGUACAUACCAUACUCAUGUGCCAGCUCUUUGUUUGUUUUGUGUCCUUUGUGUGUUCAUUUUCUGCUAGUGUGUCUCUCUUUGUACUGUAUAUACUAUAUGCACAUCAUGUCCCAGCUAGUGCCCUCCUUUUGUACCCUGAACCCCAGCUGAACUGGACGUACAUCCAUACAUAUGAAUGCAGGGCAUUGAUGAAAGUGGAAGCAGGGCUUCAGGUCUCAGACACUCGACCUAUUCCUUCCAUAUGGAGCCCUAAUGAAUUCUCCAAUACAAGGGUCCCUGCUGCCAAGUACUUGAAGUACCCACCCAACACUGAAAGUAGACUCAUUAACACUCCACCGCUAACCAAUUAAGUCAUUAGGCUGUUGCAGCGAUGGCCUUUUGCUCUGGUUUCAUGCAUCAGAGAGAGUAGGAGCUAGGUGACUAAAGUUUGGCGAAUAAGUGUUUUCUGCGUGGUGAUUUAAAACAGGAGGAUGUCAUAUGAAGACAGCGUGACAUUAUCGGUCACUUUGUCAUGUGCUGAAAGGCAGGACAUUUUUGACAGUAUAACAACAUAAAAGCUCACAGUGUAACUCCGGCUUUUAUGUGCCAGUAAAUUCUCCUGACGACUAUUUACUCUGGAAGUACUGUUUGUAAUAUUUGUCGAAAUUCUCUUCACAUCCCAACAGCAAUCAAUAAAUGAAACGCUCUGGAGGAAAAACUGAAAUAAAUCCAGUGUCUGUGGGCUCCUGAGCACUGCGAUAAGCCCAUCCAAUCAUUACAUUGGAACUGAAUGAAAUGACUGAAUAGCUCGCCUGUCUGUGUUCCUACCUUACAAGAUGUGACGUUUCUCUAGAUGGGUGCACUAAAAAAUGUCGCUUAUUUCUGCUGUUUACCUCUGAAACUGCCUCACACAGCUUAAAGUUUAGCUAAACCUUAAGAGAUGAUAUUACUGCUCCAGAUAUUAGAAAGUCUUGCUACAAAAACCCUUCUCUGUAUUGAUCAAACAAGAGACCAUAUUUGUAUCCACACUGUGGUUUAGUUUGCUAGCGAUCACGCAUAACUGUGCUCCCCCCUUCCAGUAUAAAGGACAAAAAUAUCCACAUUGAGAGUGUGACAGACAUUUUUAUAGUUGCGCAUGAGUGGGUGGCAAUCGGCUGAAUCCCUUGUGUAAAGAGGGUUUACUUUAUAAUCAUUUUCACGUUGUUGUGGGUGUGACAAGGGCUGAUAAGGAGUGAUGUUAAGUUAUGUAACUGUCAUUAUUUUCCUGUCACUGUCACAUUGUUUUUCAUUGUCAAUUAGUAAAUAAUAAGAGGCUAGCUGUGCCUGAUUAUCUUGUUAGUUUUUUUCAGUGGCAUUGAGCUGUUGAUACUGUGUUAGCUGGCGCCGUUGGAGUAGUUAUAGAUGAUAUUUGAAGGUUUCUCACUCUUCAUCUACCAGAAUGUGAGAAAUGUUUCCUGUGGUGUACAUGUGAGCACAUACUCACAUCGAUGUCUUUGAAGACCUGCUGUUCAAGCAUCCUGUGGAGAGUAAAAAUAAGUGCUCAUGACUUUCUGCCUGCUUACCUGUCUCUGCCUGACCCACAUAAUGACCUUUAUGCUUUUUUUCCAUCCAUCUGUCUUUAUGAUCACACUCAGAAAUAUGGCUUUGAAACUAUAUCACAUUAUUUCAAGGACAUAAGAUGAUAUAAUAAAAAUAUUAUCCACUGUUCAGUGUUUGCAACUUGCUGCAUUUUUAGUGCAACAAAGUGAAGAGGUAUUUCUAACUUUUUGUCCACCUGCCACAGUGCCUCCAAAGUUUACCUUUCAAUUCUAAACUCCUUAUUUUUUAAACAUAACUUGUGGUAUUCAAUAGGGGUGGGAGAAAAAGUCGAGUCACAUAAGUUUUGCGAUUUUUUGUUUCACAAUUUUAAAUCGAUUUUUUUUGUUCAAAAAUCAUUUUUUUUCUUUUUUUCAAAAUUCAGAAUAAACCUUAAAAACUGACUUACAUGUGAUGUCAAUUUUUUUUUGGCAAAUAUUGUUCCUGGAAUAGUCGGUAGACAAUCAUAAUCAUUCAGCUGUUGUUAAAAAUGCAGACCGAAAAUCGACAAUAUUGUGGAAUUGCAAAUUAAAUUGAAUCGACGACCAAAAAAUCGUGGAAGAAUUGAAUUGGGAGAAAAUUAUACAGUCCCAGCCCAAGUAUUCAAGCAGUUGUAUAGAGAUAAAUAUUUCAACUUCUUAAUAAAACACAGUCAUGCUCUUUGCCCACACAAACACAUAUUUAUUUGACUUUAAAACAUUUCAGCAAUGUCCUUCAAGGUUGAUUUAUCUGUGACUAAAGAAAUGAGACAAGAGAGUCAUUGCACUAUUUAAAAAUGGUGUCAGCCUGUCGUAGGCACAUACUGGUAGAUUUCUAUGUUCUUGUUGGAUUCUUCAUGUUUAUGUUGUGUCAUUCUAGUGUAUAGCUGAUGUUAAAGCUCAGAAAAGCAGGACGCUCUCUUUGCUUUGCUGUUAUCAGAAGGCGAGUUUACCCGAUGACUGGGCCUCCACGUGCUUUUCCUGUAAACAUUCAGAUCAGAUGUGAUGUGAGGAGGAGGCAGUGCUCUUCUACGGUCAGAGUGUACGUCUGUUUGGCUCUACUUUGAAACGUAUGUUGAUAUCAUAAGAAAGUAUCCCGGUAUGAUGGUGGACAGUAUGAUAUAGUACAGCAGCCCUACUUUAUAUCUACUUUUAUUUGUGUACACUUGUCUCUCUGACUUCUACCCAGACCCGUUUGUGUUCCUGUCAGCUCGUGUGUCCUCCUGCUUCUCCCUGUCUGCUCGAUCACUUGUGUUGUGUCACACUUGUCUGCUCGCUUCUUUCUCGCGCCUCUCUCGCUGUCUCGUCGCAGCAACAUGUCUCCUUCCUUUCUCCCAUGUGCCGUUAAACCUGACUGUCUCUGCGCUGAAGGUUUAUGUGUAUACCACUGUUCCGACUUGAGCUGCAGAAGUGGAAAGUUCUCUGUCAGAAACCAAUGUCCCACAUUAAACAAUACACAGUGACUGCCAGGAGGUUCAGACAGUCAGGUGGAGGAAUUUUUAAGCUAUCUUUGGAGUUUGAUACUAACAGACUCUUCUUUUUCCCGGCGUCUCAUCUUAUCUUCCGACACUGAUGUUUUUGUGUUUUUGUCAACUAUGUAACAGCUUGCUCGCUGCCUCGGUUACUUUCUGUACUUGCUGUAGGCUCAUCUUUUAAAGAUGAAUAUCACAGUCUCUCGGACCACACAUAAUGACAUUGUCUGUGCCAUCCAGUUCUUUGAAAGUCCUUCAUUGCCAUUCCUACCAGGCACAUUUUUUUAUAAUGAAAAAACCUCGUGUGAGACAUCAGCCCAGCAGUUCCUUUUAAUGUUUUGUUAUGUCACGCUGGUACAAAGGUUGGCACAGUGUUACUGUUUAUUUUUAUAUUUAUGUAUAAACAGAACAAAAUUGUCGGGAUUACGAGCCACCAGCUGGGUUGUGAUGGAUGUUGUGUAUUAACAGUAAUCAGGAGGAAUUUAGCCUGAGAGGCAGUUGAAAACUCUCAUUUUUAACGGUGAUAAACUUGGUUUGUGGAAAUGUUUGGGAUAUUUUGGCUUCCAUGCAUUUAUUUAAAGGGAGGAGACAGUUGACAGUGACAUGCAGCAAGGGGAUCAGAACUGUCCCCGGGCCACCAGCUCUAGAGAGCUCCAGCCUCUAUACACGGCUUCCAGCUAAACAGACAAACUGACGCCCAGACAAAGUUUGAACUUUUGGGGUAAAAAUCCCAAAACAAGAUGCAUAAAGAUUUGAUCAAGUGAGUUUUUAUAUUGAAAUAGUCAAGAAAAGAAACAAUUCUUCAGCUAGAUCCUGUCUUAUUCAAAGAAAAUCAUUUACUGGAGCUUUCUUAUCAUUCUUUGGUGGCACUGUUAUGUUAGUAUCUGACUGCCUUUAGUCUGAUAACUGUAGGUUGCUCAGUUUUGGGAAAAAAAAACACUUCACAUUCAAACUUGUACAUUAUUUUCAGGGGUAAGAAAAGGUCCUGUUAGUUUCCAAAUAUAAAGUAACCUUCUAUCGUGUCACAUUUUUUUAAACUCAUAAAAACAGGGUUCCUACACAGUUGGAAUUUCAAUACUUUUCCAUAUCCUAUUUUUUAGAAUUAUUUUUGGAAAUACCUACUUUUUUAUUUUAGGAAACAGUUUUUUAUAACUGUGGUAAUAUAGUCUGUUAACAAGUAUAUUUUUCCAUACUUUAUUUUUCAUUUACCAUUUUUUUUAAGACCUGGAAAUUUAUCAAAUUACCUCCAUACUUUUUCAUACUUGCGUAGGAACCCUGCAAAAAGAACCAAUAAUUCAUGUUCAUGUGGGAAAUAACAUCAUUCUUUAACAUACCGAGUCAAAAACAUUAUUAUUCAUGGUCAGUAAGUCAGCAGCACUGCAGACAUUUGGAUGGCUUAACCACCCACUCCCACUCCACUCUGAGAGGUUUUGAAUGACAUCCAGUGUGGCGGACCCUCCACGUGAGCAUGCAAACAGAGAGGUGUUAUGUAGGGAGACGGGCGAAGGGGGUGGAAUAAGAAAGACUCACAGAUGCUCUCCCUGGAAACCUUUUCAUUUCCUUCUCCUCUCUCCCUCUUUUCAUCCUCUUUACCAGUUUUAGUUGCGGCUCUCCCAGUGCACUGGACAGACACUGCCACUGUCAUACAGAUAAUGCUGCUGGGAAAAGACAAAUUCACCAAGUGCUGUCUUUAAAAAAGGGUUCCUUGUAAAAACACCUGCGUGUGGCUGUGUGUGAUUUGACAGAGCAGCAAAAACACCUGAUUAUCAGUUUAAACAAUCCUACAAUUUGACAGGAUUUGAUACAGAAAAUGUGAAGUUACAACCUCAAAACAAUCUUAGCCGCCACCCCAAAUCAUUUUCCCUACAGGAGUUAAGGAGCGCUGUGUUGCGUGUCAGCUACUGUAAGCGUGACCUUCAGGUGUUGACAACCUGCGAGGAAGCACAAGUUAGACAGCUUGCAGGACUAAGUUGUGCUCAGCUGGGCGACCAGGUGACGGUACAUCACGCUCUUCUUUUCUCCUCACUCUCACAGCUCUUCUUUCCUUUUUACUGUUUUUUUGUCCCCGCGACAUCGUAUUUCCCCGUCUCUCCUCCGCCUCUUCCUCCUCUCAUCCUUGAUGAGCUCUGCGCUUCCUUUGACUCCCUUCCUCGUGCUUUUUCCUCCCAUUCCUCUUCUUCUCCCAACCCCUUUUCGUCGUCGUACUGUCGUCUAUUUUUAGCUCCUCGUGUGGUGGGCAGAGGAGAUGCGUGAAAGCAUGGGAGUGUGUCUGGAUUGCGGGGGAGAAAGGUGCAGGCUGGUGUGCGUGUGUGGGUAAUGUUUGGGUCUCCAUCACGCUACACCAAAUUGCCCUGCACGAGACACACUGCAGUCCUCAGAAAGUCAUUAGGAUGCAGCACGUAAUCUGACAGUGAUUACUACCCACUGAAACUUCUAAUUUUAGUGCAGGAUUCUGAGUAAUUAAAUGCAAUCAUCACAUCAUGUGGUCUAAAAAUAACUCACUGGGUAAUUACACAUGCAGAGAUUCAGCAGGAUCUUUACAGAACUGCUGAAAGGGACUUUAAGAGCUAAUCUGUUCAAGGAAAUAAUAUAAGAAUUGUUAAUCUGUUUUCUAAUGACUCUUUAAGAACCUUGGCAUAAAAGCUUGCUCUUGAUGUAUCCACACGGGAGAUUGAAAAAUAUCUGGUGGGGUUAUCCUGCCUGGAUAUAAUUGACUGUGCGAGAGCAACUCUCUUCUUGGCAUCUAUUGCUGCAUGCAGAAUCAGGAGCAGGGUCAUGUUUUUUAAUACUCUCUAAUAGACAAAUCAGACAAGCCUUAAACUACAAAUACACAAGCGUAUAAAAAGUAAAAAUGCACCGAUCCAUUUUUUUUCCGAUCCAGUCCGAUACCGAUACCUGGGCUGAGCGUAUCGGCCGAUAUCUGAUACUGAUCCAAUACUACUGUGGAAUGAAUUAACUGUAUACCUCCCCUUAGAGUGAAGGCAUCAGGCUUGACAUUAGCCUUGUUAAAAAAAAAAAGGUAACAAAUUAACACAGAUAUGAAUUUACUAGAUGUUGUUUAUUAACAAAUAACAAAUUGCACAUUAGCACACAGCAAAAAAAAGUAAGAGUUCCAUGUAAACAUUUAGUGCAAAAGGAUAGACAGACAUAAAAUAUAGAGAGAACAGAAUCGCUGUGUUGCUGUGUAUGAUAUCGAUUAAAAGAAAAAAAAAAAGACUGGAUCGGAACGCUGGAUCAGCAUCAUUCAUCAGAUAUACGAUUAGGGAUGUGCGUGGUUAUUCGGAUAUUCGUGUAAACGGGGCUGUCCUUACUAUCCGUUCAGUAAAUAAUAUUUGUUUAUUCUAUAAAAAAAAAAGAACACACUAAACUAUCAUAUAAUGCCGAUGACGCAGUAGGCUGCUUGGCUAGAGCGCAGCGUAGAGGAGCUUAAUUGCUUUGAUCUUUCACGUACUUUAUGUCAUUCUCCAGCGCUAAAAUAAGAUUCUGUAACAUAUUUUAAUAUUAUAAGCAUGGCUUUCGUGUACUCUUAAUAUUUAUUUCAGAUGAUAUCUGGCCAUAUAGAUCGACAUGUGCUCAAUUUGGGCUAUUUUCUUGGAGUUAAUUAAUUUUCGUGUAUUUGAAUAUUCAGUUUCAAAAUGGUCAUUUAAACAUCCGUGAAAUUAACCGCUGGGAACAUCCCUAUAUACGAUCUAGUUAAUUUGUCAAUAUCAGAGCCAAUAUAUCUGAUCCAAAUAUAAGAUUGGUGUAUUUCUAAUAAAAAGUGCUCUGAUUCUGAAAAUGCAUAAAUUCUGCAAAAGGAGGAGUGUUCAUACAAAGGUACACGCACAGAUGACACACUAGCCUUUGCAGCCAUGACAAUAUUUUCCCCCAAUAUUUAAAUAUUUGGUGAUUGUAGCUGUUUAUAUAUCUGGAGUUCCUCUCUCUUUCUCUCCCUCGCUCUUUCAGACAACCAUGAGUAAAGUUAUCGAGUUCAACAGAAAGCAACAAGACACUCUUAUAUCCGCAGUGACCCUGGAGACAACUUGCCAUUUGUCUAAUUAUACGUUACAUAAGUGUCAUUGUUGAACUGAGUUUACAUUGUAAACAAGCAGAACUAAUUCAGUGUAAGCGCAGAUGUGCGGAGCUUUGCAUGUUGUGUUAUCUACAAACAUUCAUGUGAUGUGAACAGUGAUGUCACUUUAUCAUUUUUUACAUUACUAGAUCACCUCAGGAUACUCAAGCUGAUGAAAACAAACUUGCUUGUAGAUGCUUGUUUGUCACUAAAGACCAUCACUCUUAAACCUGCCACAGAAUGAAUGUUACCAUGAUCCCUCUCUGUGUUUUUGCAUGUGAUGAACUCGUGUUUCUAUGGCUGUAUUUUUACACAAAUGCAGCCUUGCAAAAUCCCUCUUUAUUUACUUAUCUGAGCUUCUACCAUCCGAUAUCACCUUUUAAGCUCUCCUUCGCUUGCGGCCCGCUUCUUGAAGGCAUACGCUGUUGAUAAUUGCAUAAUUACUUGCUGUGUUGGUGAAUCAUCUGCUAAUUACACACAGCUAUGAACGCAAAUUGAAUUAUUUGCGCUGUGCUUUCAUGUGUUUAAUUCUGUCCCUCAGUUUCUCAUGCUUUCAUGUCACUGCACUUUAUUAUAAGAAGAAUACAAAUAUAAAAUGAACCAAAAAGGGAUUUGAAAUGCUGUUUUAUACAGUGAGGUUUUCUGUGAGAGAACUAAGAAGAAAAAAAUGAUUCAAGUUUGGAGUUUCUGCGUUGACUCGGCCUCACUGAACCACUCACUCACUCAUUGGAGCUGAUUUCCCUAUUGUUCUGGAUUGAACACAGACUGCUCCACAAUAUAUUCAUAGGAGUUUCAUCAUGCUAGGAUGCACAAAGCUACAGCUGCUGUCCCCAUAAAGGACUUUGUGCCCUUAGCUUACAAUCGGAUUAAUGCUAAGAAUGUUCUCAGUAAACUGCAGCCAGUCAUGCAGGAAGUGUGUGAAUACAAACUAAUAGAAAACCUCUUGUGCAAUGUAGAAAGAAGACAGUGUGGAGACUCUUACAGCUCUGAUUAUCUCAUCUUUUUGAGAGGAAAGAAAAAAAACAAAACAGAGCAGCUGCAGAAACGUUAUUGGUCCGAGCGUUCAGAGUUGGGUUAAGGCUGCAUGUUUCUAAUUUUAACAGUGUGAAACUGUAUGGAUGAAUUUUCUUGUGGUGAUUUUGAGAAACAUUGGCAUAAAAAAAGGGAGGGUUGCUAAGGGUGGGGGAACGAGGCAGCCUCGUGCCCUUCCAGUUGAUCAUUGGUUGGAGCCACGGGAAAGGGGAGGGGCCUUGGUGCCACUGUUUCUGUAGAGAGAGGCAGAGGGAGCAGGAGUGAGUGAGAGAGAGUGAGAGAGAGAGAGAGAGUGGAGGAGACACAGUUAAGAAGGAUAAAAGAACACAGGGGGUUCUCCCAGCAUCGGUAUGCCUGCCUACCUCAUUUCCACUCCAGACAUAGCUGCUGCUCUUCUGGAUAGAAACAACAGCUGAGGUGUGCCUGUGUGUCUCUAUGUGUGUGUGUGUUUUAAGUACCAGUGACCCUGCGCGCUGCCUACAUCCUCUCAGCUCACAGCAGUCUGCUGUGAUCUUACUGGGAAGGACCAGACAGAAAGUGGAGCGGACAAGGAAGAGUGUGUAAGGAGGGACAAGAAAAAGAGGAGAAAGGAGAAGAAUCGGCUUGAAGGACAGAAUUAUCAGAAGGAAACUCUCCUCAUUUUUUCCUCUCAAUUAAUGUAUCCAGCACAUGACACAAUAAUGUCUUUUCACUGGAACCUUUGUCUGUGACUCUGUGGACUAGAGAGCGAUAGGAGCGAGUCUCAAUCCGCACCUCCGGCAGCUGCAGCAGAUGUUGAAGACAUCUCUGACUUUAUAGGGGACAGAGGUAUUUCAAGCGUUGAUUUGACUGGAAUUCCUUUGAACGAGUCACAUUGCUUGUUUUUGUUUUUGUGCCUUCAGCCAGGAAUUUUGCUUUACUGGGAAUAGAGAGAAGAUAAAGGAUACACACUCCCAUGUUUUAUCUGUUGUUAUCGUGGUGGCUGUGUGUCCUCGUGUAAAUUCAUGACAGCCUGCGCUGAGGACGAACUGAGGGGGCUCAUCUCCGUCCUUUCCAUCUCUCCUGCUUUUACGAUGGAAGAUGACGGCUGUCUCAUCGUGGAACUGCCGCAUGGGGCGCUUUGUUUGAAGUGAGACUGUACAGCUACCGAUCAAAAUACUGGUUUCUUCGGUUCAUCUUACCCUUGAAGGGCCCCUCCGACAGGUUGUCCUGCCCAAGAUGAUGAAUUCCUCCCUGGAUUCUCUGAACCAGAGCUUUACUGAACCUUCAAACUUAUCUGCUCCCUUUUGCCUACUCGAGAUAGGCUACUCGCAGACCUUCUCCACCUGCCUCCUCGAAGUCACCAUCAUACUCCUCCUCACUGUUUUGAUUAUUUCUGGUAACCUGGUGGUCAUUUUUGUGUUCCAUUGUGCCCCCUUGCUUAGCCAGCACACCACCAGUGCUUUUAUCCAGACUAUGGCGUACGCUGAUCUGCUGGUUGGGGUCAGCUGUCUGAUCCCAUCCUUGUCCUUACUCAAUCAUCUCCAAGGCAUCGACCCUAAACUCACCUGCCAGGUGUUUGGGUACAUGGUGUCUGUUUUGAAGUCAGUUUCAAUGGCAUCGUUAGCAUGUGUUAGCGUGGACCGCUACAUCGCCAUCACCCGGCCUCUGACUUAUGCGUCUCUGGUAACGCCCUGCCGAGUGCGCUUCUGCAUCGCUCUUAUAUGGAUCUACUCUGCUCUGGUGUUUCUCCCGUCUUUUCUCGGUUGGGGGAAACCCGGAUAUCACGGCGAUGUGGUGGAAUCGUGCGCAGUGAAGUGGAGGACUCGUCCAGCUUUCACAACCUUUAUCGUCGCACUGCUCUACGCCCCUGCUGCUCUCACUGUCUGCUUCACCUACGCCAACAUCUUCAAGAUCUGUCGGCAGCACACUCGCGAGAUCAGCGAGCGCCACGCACGCUACCGUCCCCAACAGCUACAGGGCCAAGGACUGACUGCGGGAACUGUGGCGAAGGACAGCAGUGCGAAAGAACAAGGACAAUUUCCUCACCUGUCUCAGCCUCAAAAAUCCCAACAGCAGUAUCAGCAGCCCACAUCAGCGUACCCAGACAAACGAUACGCUAUGGUACUGUUCCGGAUUACCAGCGUGUUUUACAUCCUCUGGUUGCCCUAUAUCCUCUACUUUCUCUUAGAGAGUGCAGGGAUCUACCACCACCCUGCAGUCUCAUUUCUCACCACAUGGCUGGCCAUCAGCAACAGCUUUUGUAACUGUCUCAUCUACAGCCUUUCCAACUCUGCCUUCAGGAAGGGCCUCAAACGCCUCUGCUCCUUCUGUUUACAGCGCAGCAGCACCGGCUUCGGGGUUAGGCACACCAAAAAAGCUUUCGUUGGCUCUGUUGAAAAAGGAUGCUUUGGGCCGGGGUAUGGAUACGGUCAUGGCCAAAUAGGGAUUGGCACGACAUGUCAUGUGUGAGGCAGACACAGAGCAAACGGAGCUUGAACUUUAUAAGAUGCCUGGUUUGAUUGCUGUAAAAUGUCUCCUCUUUAAAGCUUAAACGUGCUUUAAAGAGACAGGCGGAGGCGUUGAUCUGCCACUGCUGUUUCUGUCGCUUUCAGAGGUUACACAGGCAUCCUCUUUGCACAUGCCACAGCUGGCAGAGACAGGAAAGAGGAGUCAGGCAAAGUGAUGAAGAGGGUUUGAAAUAGAAAUGUUACGGUGUUUUGAAAUGGCACAAGGAAUGGAAAAGGGCUGCUACCCGGGAUGGCAGUGAGAGAAAACUGUGUCUGAUAACAUCAAGACGUGAACAUUUUUGACUUUGAACAUUUUUAUCCUUGAGAUUUCUUCGAUGAACAGUGAUUCCUCAGCUUGUUUUACCAAAACAACAAAAUGAUUUGAGAGUUGUGUUCAAAUAAGCUGUGUGUGAACCAUUGUGACCAUCGUUUAACAUGAUAAUCAACAACACAGUGUGAUUUAAUGAAUGCAAACAGAACCCUUCACCUAUUCAUUUUCAACACGUCGAUUGAAACCAGUGAGUCAAAAAAGUUCAGAAAGAAAUGAUGUGAAAUGAUGUAUUUUGUUUGCAUUAAGACAUCUACCCGUAAACUUGAACUAUUUACUGAUGUUGUGUAAGACAAGGUGUUACGUCUUCAUCUGAGUAAAUAGUUCACACAUUGAGCCUGCUUUUUGUAAUGUAUGAACUGUUACCCAGCUGUACAACUGUUACUCUUUAAAUCCUUAUCACAUUCAUUUUCAAAAAAUCUUUGUUGCACUUUUAUCGUUUGGAUCAUGUAAGUCUUUCAUAACUGUGUGUAAGGUAAAACAAGACCAAGAAAGGAUGUAUUUUCGCACUUAUUGUUCACUGACUUUGGUACAACUUGGGGCUGAUUUUUUUAUAAAGACUUGUGAUUGAUGGUUAAAAAAGUUUAGCAUUUAGAUGAAUGAAAUCCUUGAACUGUGAUGCUUGAACCUUUUGGGAUCGGCUGUGAGGGAUAAUGUAAUAAGAAGAAAUUCCACAGUGAUGCGUAUCUCAACAAAUAACCCUGUUAAAAUUCUUGACGUAUUGUGACUACAUUUGGAGACUUGUACAAGCUCAAACACACACAUAUAGAAACACAAGAGGAUAUACGUAAACAGAACAGACAAAAAGCCCAUUCACUGGCAGCAGGCUAACCUCUGUGCAGCACCAUGAAGAGGGGUCUGACCUCUCACCCCCAUGUGUGUGCGGGUCUGUGUGCACACAUGUGUCCAAGUCUGUUCCUGUCAUCUUGUCGCCAUGUGUUGUUCUGUGGAUAGUUUUCACUCCAAAGUUGGAAUUUAAUACAAACUGAUGAAGACCAAUAGCAAACCGAAUCAAAUCCAAAUGUACAUAUUGUAUCAUAAACUCGAAACAUGUGAAGGAGUUUUUUUCCAAACCAAGGAGGCGUGUGCCACAGCUUAUUUAGGUUUAUUUAAUCUAGCUUUAUAUUCUUCAUCUAAUCUACCAAAGAAAGUUCAACAGAUAAUCUUGGUUUCAAACUUUUCUAACAUUAAAAUUUUAAGAUCUAGAUCUGUUCCAAGUGCGUUUUACACAAAGUUAGUGUAGGUUUUCACUGCACUGUGUUGGCUCAGUGAUGCCUUAUGUGCAUGAUUACGACUGUUUCUCAGUAUAUGUUGCCUUGUUAAAUCAAUGAAAAAAAGGACUGUUGGGAAAUUCUUUUCCUCUACCAUUUCGAGAGGGCUCAAUUUUUAGGCGUGUGACUGUUUUUAGGAGGAAUGACACAGACUGGAAAAUGUAUCUUAUGUGUAAAGACGAACAAGUAUAUUUGCCAGCCUUGAUUACACAACAUUCAGUUAUUAAAUGUGACUCUUCAGUCAGCUGCUCCUUAUAUAUUUUUUAACCUUUGCUCCUGACUUAUGUAAAGGAAAAAAACAGGAGCAAACACAUGACUCAAAGUGUUCGGGGGCUUUUUUUUUUUUCCCUUUUUUUUUUUUUGCAUGCAGUGUCGGUGUGUGCAUAAGUGUGUAUGAGUGUGUUCUCAUGUGUGAGGAUUCGACCACUGGCUGAAUUGGACUGUUUACAGUGUUCUAGUAGGGUGCUAACAGAGUUAUCACCUGUCAUGGCUUUAUUAGCGGCACAUCACUUCUCUUCAGAAAUACUGUACUUUGUGAGUUUAUGUGAGUAAGGCGUGCACUGGUGGUAGUUAGAUUAAACUGCUGUAUUUAAAUAUUUUGGCUGUAAUAUGUGAAGCAUUGCCAAAUAUUGUCAUCUUUCCUAUUUAUACUUCUAUUUGGUGAGAAAUGGCGUGUAUAGUUAUGGCAUGUACAGAAAUGGCAUAUUGAAUGUCUGAUUGUCAAACAACAGAACUUUAUUUUUGUAAAAUGUCUUUCUGUUUAUUCACUUGAGAAGUGAUAAAUGUUUCAGAUUCUUCAGAGGGUUUCGAGCGUGCUUGCUAUUUGAAAUGACCGAAGCUGUAUCUUAAUGAAGAUUUGUUGUAUUUAACUUGGACAGCUCAGUUCACCACGACUAUUUCCCACAGUAGUUAAUGGUACAGUUUCUCAGACAUGUUUUGGAUUGAGGGCAAAGUGUCUUGGGAAAUUAUUUUGCCAAAAUGUGAUCACAUUAGCAUUCACACACACAAACAUACACACACAAAUACAUGCAUUCCAUUUUUCCUUUGGGAAAACAAUCAGCUCUCAUGAUCUCAGGGGAACAACACUCUGGGUGUGUGGUAGAGCAGUGCCAUGGGAGUGGGAUUAGAGAAAGAAUGAGGGAAUAUGGACCUGAGAGCUGCAUAAGAAAGUCAUUUGUAGAAUAAAUUGCAUUUGUCCCUUAUGUCAGAGAGGGAUAGGUGUUGAUGAGUUAGAAUCAUUUGUGACCUUGUACUACAAGAACAACUUAUUUGUAAUAAGUGUAAAUGAAAAGACCCUCCUCAGAUAGUGGUUUCCAGAUAUGAAAAUGUAAAUGAAAUAUGCAAAAGGUGCCAAACAGGAAUAUUAAAAUGGUUUCUAUCUUCCAUAGUUAAUGGCUGUAGAGUAAUUCCUCAUAUUACACACUGUUAUUUGUUUUAUCACAUUCCAUCUUCUACAACAUCCCAGAAACACGAGAGAGUUGCUUUAGCUUUUUCUUCUCAUCUCACUUUUCAUGCAAAAAGCUUAAGAUGCAUCGCAACUUUGAAAACUUAGACUUUCCUGCUGUUUUAAAGCCGAGUUCUUAUGUCAGAAAUGCAGUUCGAAUUGUAUUUGUGACUUGAACCACUUGGUCAAUAAAGAUGUAAGAACAGUUUCUGGAAAUUCACAUGAUUAUUGGAAUCAAACUCAAAAAUUCAUGUUGUGGCAUAAACAUAUUGCUUUCUCACUUCAGAAAAAGUAAUAACUUCAAACAAAAUCACACUAACUAAAAAGCAGUUGGCUUUUGUAUAGAAGUGAAGAGAUUGUACAGUUCUGUGCAGCCUCACAUAGCGCACUUUAGCACACAAACACACAUCCACCCACCCAUCCAGUGGUAUUUCCUUAUCCGUCUUUUAAUCGGUAUUUGGUUUUCUUUGUUUUCAGAAGUCUGUAAAUAGGCCACACCAAACCCCCGCUAAUGGCUGACUCAUGACCCAGCUGGUCUGAGAGACAGAUUAUUCUCACAUUAAGAUCAGACUGACCACUGUAGCUGCUCUGUCUGCAAACACCCCUCCCUGACACUACACACACGUUUGUGCCCACAGUAACUGAUGAUUCUUUUCUCUUGUUAGUUUAGAUGGAGAAAACAAGCCAUUUAGAUCUUAGAUCAUAACAACCACCAAUGAUAAACUUCAAACAUCAGGGCUGUUGAAGUUGUGAUGAGGUCUUUUUAACGUGUAUGCUUUCAUGAUGAAGAAUUUUGGAUGAUGGUAAAGGUCAAACAUGUUUAAUUUCAUGAUCAUGAAAGUGGCUAUUUGUGACGAAUAAGAUAUUUUCAUUACAUGAUGCUUUGUAGGUGUUAGGCUUCUAUGGUGUUCUACGAUGUACAUGUGUAUCUGUAACGAAAGCAAAUAAAUGUGACGUUAUUUCAACGCAUCCGUUCUUUCAUGCACAAAACACUUUCCUUUCUGGGGUUAUAUGAACAGGAGUCGGACAGAAGGCUUGUGUUUGUUCUGCUGGCUUGAGGGCAACUAGACUAGAUAACAGGCAAAGGAAAUUUCUACAAGCACAGAUUUAAUAACGGUUUCCUAAAUCUGGUGUGUUUUGGUGAAGUUUUUAAGAGAUAAAUGAAUAGUGGCAUUAUAUUCCCGCAGGCUCGGCCGAAACUAAAUUCUGGAAAACCUUUCUUGAGAACGUUUAUGGAAAUAUAAAACCAUCAAAUUUGUGGGUCAGUCUGAUUAGGGAUGUGUUUGUAGUUCAUGGUGCUGUCAUUUGAUUUAUACCGCCUCUCCCUCUGUCAGCCCUGUGCCGAUCAGAUUCAUAGUUUGCAUGCUCUUCUUGAGCUGAAGCAGUAUAUUCAGUGCACAAAUGGCACAAAAAGUAGGGCAUGAGACGGUGAUUAAGAUUUAAUGAUGGAUGAUGCGAAGGUGAGGAAACAGAGCUAUGGGUUGCCAGAGCAUGUGCUCUGUUAAUCACUGGUUGUUGCAAAAGAAACGCUGAAAGCGAUAAAUCACAAUAAUCACUAACUCUUUUAUGUUAAAAAAUAAUUCUGUUUCAACGAAAACACACUCAGGUACUGCUAAUUAGUUUCAAAGCUUUGACUGGACUUCUGCAUUCAUUUUGCAGAUCAGAAUCUUUGCAUGUAACAAGAGGAUCAUCUCUCAGGCUGUGGAGUUUCAAAUCAGCUGUAACCACCUUAAGUUUUCAGUAUUAUUCUUAUUACCCGGCAACAAAUCUAAGAACAAAGGUCGACACUAAUGCUGCGUUCGAGUUACCUCGGAAGUCAGAUUUUCGAGCUAAAAAUGACGUCACACCCGAGUUACCAGCGUUUCAGGUACUAAGUCGGAAAAAAGUGAAAUCAGAGGUGGAAACAAGAUGGCUACAUCUAUGAAAGUUAUUUUAGCACUUGUCUUGUCUGAAUAUAAGGCAAGUCCGUAAAUACUGAUUUAAUAAUGAUGAAUUAAAAAUGAUUAUUUGCAACUACUAUCGCAGAUCCAACUGUCUGAAUCAUUGCAACAUUAACGGUACAUUCUCACCAGUGACUUGCAUAUAGAUUUAAAGCGAGCAUCUUUCACACAAGAGUGUACACAUCAGACUUUUUCUGUGGGCUUAUUUUCAAUGGCUGGAUGAAGGUUACUUCUCUCGUACCUUUCCUAAGCCUGUUGACAUUUUCCUGUCAUUGAACCAGUCCUUCAGCGCUGUCAAAGCCCUGUACCAUGCUCUGUGUUGUGUUUGCAACCAACAUUUUUUUUGCCACAGUAUCAACAGAGAGGUCAGAGGUAAAUGUCCUCGACUAUUUUCUGUCUAUGGAUUUGAUUUAACAAGUGGGAUCAGAUUGUAUAAGAAUUUUCCAUCAAGAAUUGAAACGCUGUUGCUAUGGGGUUUUAACCAAUCAGAAUCAAGUAUUUCCACACACAGCCGGAGUAUUUAGUCAUUUUAACUUUGAAAUAACAAAAGUGUAGCUCUCAGGGUUGUUCAGGUUGAAAAGCAAAGCUUCAUUCCAGCUUGAUAAAAGUUACCACAUGUUCCCUCUGCAUGCUAACAGAGUCCUUUUGGAGUAAAGAAAGAAAAACAGAAUGACAUGUCCGCUAUUGUGUUGAGUCAGAGAAAACCAGGGACUAAAACAAUAGACGGCUAGCUACACAGCCUUCCCACGGAAGCCAUACUCUGGUACCUUAUUCCCUGCUUCACGCACACUCAUACCCACACACAGAGUCACAUUUUCAACCACACACACAUGCACUGUAGCUUUUUCCAUUUUUGGCUUACCCCCAGCCAAGGCUUUUUAUUGUUUGUCUGUAAAAAAAGAACAUGCUUUGUUCUUUGACUUCAGUUCAGUCGCUGCACUUGAAUGCCCCUUAGUCACUUUGGAGCAGUUGGUACUUACACACAUGCACCACGUUGGCAAUGUCCCUUAAAUGUAAACCUAGCAUAAGUGGAAGUUGUGGAUGCAGCCGGUUUGAUCACAACAAAAGUAAAACAAACUUUUGGGGGGUAAAGUGAAGAGCUGGGACCAUAAAAAGAAAAAAAGAAACAUUUUCUUUUGUGUCAAAUGUGAUGUUGGGUGUUAGUGGAAUGUUAUGCCACAUUUCUUUACCGUCACUGAUGGUCAAUUUGCACAAUAGGUGUUUGAAAAAAAAGGGAGUGUCUGGCAUUUAAGAUGCAAUCCUAUGGUUUAUAAUAGAACUGAGUUUUUUACUUUUUAAAAUAAAUUGUAUUAGAAUCAAGUUUCAUUAGAGGUCGUAUGGUUCUGUGAUUUUUUUCCACCUCUAAGUCCUGAGUCUUGAGGAAAGAGUCGUAGUUGAGGACUGAGUAUGCUGUCAUUUUAAUUCAUCAGAUACAGAUUGAAUCUAGUAUGCUUUUUCCACUCAGCAUUGUCUACAUUGGUUCAGUGCUGAAGUGUCUCAUAAUAACAGCAUUACAAAAAAAAAUAACAACAGCAUCUGCAUUGGUCUGCUUUGUCUUGUUUCUGCAUUUGUGUCUACUCUGUUGUCUCUCUUGUCUCUAAAGUUAUUGUUUGAACUCUCUCCAACACUUCCACCUACUAUUCUGAGACACUGGAUGUGUUUUCUGUCCCCUCUCACGCUAACCUCAUCCCAGCCCUUGUUUCGACCGAUCAGACGGACGGACAAAGUGGAAGCUAAUUGGCCGUUAUGUCAGAGGUCUUUGUACAUGCUCUCAGCACUUCAGAUAAGUAUCGCUAAGUGGUGCUUGAAUAAACAUGGAUCCUUAUCAUUCACUGAGAGACCGAAGCCCGAUGUAAUGGGCCCUUCACAGUGGAGCUCUGACCCCGUGAUCCAAAAAGCACCAAUACCAAUCGAUUUGAUCGUGAAUUUAAAUAUUACCAGACAGCCUUAGUGCAAGACUGUAUCAUAAUACAGUUAAACUUCUAGCCUCCUUGUUAGGAUGAAUAGACAGAAAAAAAAGGUAAUGUCAAAAUGAUAAACAGUCACUUAGUUUGCUAAUCAUUUUACUCCAACAGUUGACAAGGAAGCAACAACACUAGGACUGCAACGAUUAGUCGACAAAUUCAUCGACACGAAAACGAAGCGUCGACGCGUCGUGUUAUUGUUGUUAAGAAUCACAUGCCGGCGCCUCAUGCUCAUCUAUAACUGCAGUGCACUACAUGAUGUGCUGGGGGCAGUAGCGCUCGCUGUUUACAUCCCGCGAGCAAACACAGAAGAAGAAAGCACACAUUAUGGCGGAACAAACGGAAAAAGACGCUCCAAAACUCCGACCCAAAACUUCAAAAGUUUGGGAACAUUUUACGGAGAACAAACCAAAAAAACACGUUGAUCAAAGCUCAGCUUUCCUACCAUGGCAGCACCACGGCGAUGCAUGAGCACCUGAAACGCCGAAACCCCGGAAAUAGGUGUUUAUAAAUAAAGAAGAUAGUGAUUAAUCGUGAUUAAUCGGACGACUAGUCGAUAGAUUAGUCGACAAAAAAACAAUCGUUAGUUGCAGCACUAAACAACACAGAUUUUGGUGUGUAUGGAAACAUACCUAAAAACAAAAGCAUCCGCAGGUCACUAGAUUAAAUAUUUAGAACAAUCCACAUUAUUUAAUCUUCUAUCAUAUCUAGUGUAGUUCCUUGCCCACACACACUCGUAUGUUAUAGGGUGUGGUGGAUGUUGUGGAAUAGACUUAAAAAAGCUCUCAGUUGUUGGUCUCUGAUCCCUCUUAGCUCUAUUUUCAUCAUUCUGUUCUUCCUGUAUUUCUUCGUAUACCGGAAUUAUUUUCGUUUCUCUCUCUUCCUCUGUGGAAGCUGGACCAGAAACCUUGGAAAAAGGGAGAAAGAGGGAGGGAGUUAAUAGUUACACAAGCUGAUAGACUAAGAAGGGUUAAUUAGCGACAUAAAAGACAGCGUUUUUCAAAGCACUGCUGAUCACAAUUAAGGGAUUUGUGAGGUAAUUUAUAUCUGCUCUGACCUUGGGGUGGAAGAAUGGCUUUAAUAUUAGGGAUUUUAAGCCCCUGCAGGGAUUAAAGGUAAUCUUCAGUGCUUAAAAUUCGACUUUGAGAGAAGCGCAGGAUGCUGACAAACUCACUCGGUACUUUCUGGUGUAAUAAAAACAAUCUGUGGAUUAUUGACUUCAAAAUUGAGAAGUUGCCCUAUCUUGUAUUUGUACUUUGCCCUACAUACAACCCCGAGUUUGGAGCCAUCUCACCUCCCAAAUAAUAAAAGGAUUAAUCUUUGAAUUUGUACUUGACUUUCCAUGUUUUGCCCUUGGUGUCUUAGACCUGCAUUACUUAUUUGGAGGCUGUUUGUUGUUCCAAAUACUCUGACCAUCAAUAAUGAAUUGGGUUUUGAUUUGUCUCUUUUUUUAUUCUUUAGUCUUUUCUCCAGUGGAAAUAGUGACUCGUGUGAAAGUGCGUGGUAUUCCCUCGGUGUAUUACUAUGACAUCAGUGUGGAGGGAUAUCCCAGAAAAGUAUGUUGCCGCAAGCGUGUUUAUGCCCUGUGUGCUGUCGGGGUUAAGAACACGCCUCUGCUUGUUCCAGUUUAUCCUAAACCUGAAUACUUGUGUUCUUUUACUUUUUUUUUUUCAACAAUCUGUACAGUUAAUCCCUGUGAAUCGAACUGCUGGAGUAUGAAUACCAUAUGGGCCUUGAAAGUAUCGAAUUAAUGUAGAUGAAAAUGCACAGUAAGCACAGUGAACAGGUCGAUAUAGAGGAAAUAAAACCAGAUGGCUGUUCCAGGUCUUGUCUCACUCUUAAGGAGUCCAAUGAAACUGUUCUCUCAUGGACCACCCUGAUGGGGUUUUCUCUGCUGAAAAAACCUUCUUGCCAUGCAGAAUCUCUUACCUAUAAUCCUCCCAUAUAAACAGAAUAGACGGUAUACGUCACAAUACAUGGAUAUAUGGUGAACCAAUGUUUCCUUGGUGAUAAAAAAAAACAUGUAUUUAUUCAGCAUCUGAAUGAACUUUUCUAGUUAAUUUGUCAAUUGUAAUGAGACAAGUGAUGCUCCAAGCAACUAAUACCUCAGAAGACUGGAGUUCCACCUUAAAGUCACCAAUCUUAAGUCAAGAAAACAGUCAGUAAACAGUCAGAAAUAAGUGCAGUCAAGUUUAUCUUCAGUUUGUAGAUCAAAAUUUUGCUUAACACCACUGGGCAACAAAAUGCUAUCUGUCAUCUAUGCUUGUUUACCUUUGGAUAGUAGAGUGUUAGACAUGCCAAUUGUAGGCAUAGGAAGGUAGUAAUGCUACAUGUGCACAGUUUCCAAAUAUAGUAUAAGGUUGUGUGUGUUAGUCGCUUCCAGAUAUUACCUGGUUGACUUUUGACAAGAAAUGAUAACUGAUCUAAUUUUUGUUCCUUUGUAUUGUUUCUUUUGUUGUUGUUGCUGUGACUGAGCCUCUUAGAAGCAUGCAAAUAUAGGUUUAUUACCAUGUCAACAAUUAGCUCAAGCAGGGGUAUCCUGAUAUGCCUUUUUAUACUACUGAUGCAAUACCGAUAUUGACCAAUACCAAUAUUGAUCUGAUAUUGACACAAAAUUGUAAAUGACAAGUUUUUCACUCAGCUGCAAUGUCUUUUUCAGACUUGAACAAAAAAUACUGCCACACGGCCAACAUCACUUGUUUGUACCUUAGUACACACUGCUGUUGUGAUUACGUGGGCUCUGCAUGCUGGAUCUGGGUGCUGCUACAUAGAGGUGCUGGAGCGGAGUCUGGAAUGGACUGCUUGUAUCAGAGUUUGGAGAUUGUAGAUGCAGGCCAACAUAAUCCGAUAUUCAUUUUUUUUUGCUGAUAUCGGACCGAUAUCUAAUAUCAAUAUCAUAUCGGGACACCCCUAGCUCAGAGCAUUGCUGUUUCAAGUAUAGCUCCAUAAAGUUGUGUUGUUGAUCUGCAUUAUGUUCUGAAGAUGGUAAAGCAAGGUUUUAAACAAAUACUAAAUUCAGUUUUUAAAAUGUAAUAUUAUGAAAAUGUGCUCACAUGUCAACACAAACUUCAAGAUCGGUAGAGAUUAAAUUAGAGAUGAUUAAUUCACACCCACAUAUUGCUAUGAUCCAUUCAAACCUCUUUACAUAAAGUCCUUAUUUAUAGUAUUUUAGAUCACAUAGCACAAGACUCUCCGUCUGUUUGUUUUUUUCUGUCUGUUUUUGACGCCAAUCUAACAAGUCUAACAAGAUCUCAUCAGUUUUUACCGAGGUACUCGAACACAGACAAAUGGCACCUUUGAUUUCACAAGAAUGGCGCUGACGGCUCUUUCCCUGCUCAAAAACAUUUUUAUUCACACCUACACACAUCUCCUGCUCUGUGUUUGAGUCAUCCAUCUCUCCUGCCCUCCAGACAGAAGGUCUUAGAGUUGAUUUAGCGUGUUACAGGUUAGAUUGGUGGUGGUAAAAAGUGUUAGGAUGAAAGCAUAGACCCUUUUAUCAGCUUGAUAUUGGAGUGCAGCACGUGAGCCUUGAGCUUGUAUGUUCUCUGUUAAUAUCAUUUUAAAUACAGCGAUGUUUCGGAUUUCGCUUGGAUUAGUUAGAAGAGUGAAGGGCAAAAUGUCAGAAAUGACUUUCAUUUCAAUGUGGUCAAGGAAAUUAAUUUUUGUAGUAUCACUGCUGGCGAUAAGAGUGUGGGUUUCCAAUUCUUUCUCCGAAACCAUGUCCGAUAAUGGAUUUGAACUUUCUUCCUUUUCAAAUUUGAGGUUUCUGAGUUCCUUUGCCCUUUCAUAGACUUAAUAAGCACAGUUAGUAUUACCCGUGGCUUUUAUAGCAUGCUGUUUUUUCGUGUUUUCAUGUUUUAAAUUGAUUAAAAUUAGAACAGAGAUAAACAGAGACGGACAGCUGUGCACAGUCUGUCCUGGAGGAGAGAACACUCUGUGCUUCCAGUAAUUCAUCCUGCUCCAUACCAUAAAUCUAACAAAUGUGAACACUGACCACUGCUGGGCCUCUGUGGAAUUAACUCCCGGUAGUUGUCCUGUAAACCUUGUUGUGGAAUGUUUUAAUGGUUUGAUCGCUCUAUGGCACACUUUCUAUAUUUAUCGAAGCCCCUCUUGACCUUACUGUCUGCCCCCUCCCUCCCUCCUGUCUCGUUGUUAGGAGUCCCCUCAGGACAGUGCCAUCACCAGGGACAUCAACAGGACAUUCCCAGCUCACGACUACUUCAAGGACACUGGAGGAGAUGGACAGGACUCCCUGUAUAAGAUCUGCAAGGUGAGAAACAAAGACGCAAAAUAGGGGAUGUUUGAUCGCAGUUUGAGGAUCAACAGAGGGCCGCUCGAAAAAAGAAGAUUGAUCGCAUGACCAGUAUCAGCUGACUGUGUGUCACAAGAGGCACGAACCUCAGCAGCAUGUUUCUCCACCUCCAUCUGCUGCUCUUUGCGCUGCGAUUCGCUGAAAAAUGUGACUAGAGAUCAUCUGCUUGUAUUCAGAUCUUUCACAAUGACAUUUUUCUGCUGUUGACAGUCGCUUUGAAACCUUUACAAGAGGCUAGCAUGACAUGACAAGGUUUGGCAAGAAAUCAAACAAACACAGACAGGACAUAUGAUCUAAAAUUAAUGUUAGAAUAUUGUGUCUGCUUUUCACAGACUCAAGCGAAUACCCAUAUUGUGGUGUUAUAAAAUUAAAAGGGAUUGGACAUAUGAACACCCCUCCCCCAUUUAAACAAGACUAUAGUGUCAAACCCAGAUCACGCUGGCGUAUGAGAGCAGAGAUAGAUGUUGUUUAUAAGUUACUGUGGGUUCACUUCUCAGAAAGCUGAGUGUGUGUCUGUGCUUUGAAAAAUCUUUUAUUACACUAUUAAGUCGUGUGAAGUUACAUUUCCUGGAAUGGCUGUUGCAUAAUGAAGGUACUUGAACAACAUAAUAACUCGUGAAGAGUUUGUUAGAUAUCACAUGUUUUUCAUCAAGCAGCUGAGUUUUAGCUGAGCUACAGUAGCAGUGAUUUUAAACCACACUGUAGGGACUCAGUGUUCUGCUGCUGAUUCCUUCUCAGCCUCAGCUACAGUCUGCUUCUUUUUAAAUCCAUGUCGUUGUAAAUCAUUCUGUAAAUCAUUCUGAUUCUCUGUUUUUACUUACCUGCGUGGCUGAAUUGUGCGUACACCCUAAAAGGAAACAUUUAGAUCAGAAAACUGAAGCGUUUGUUAAAACCAGUGUUGAUACUAUCUGAAAAAUCCAUGUUGUGGUGGAAUGCGACACUGAACCGCCCACCUCUAUACAGUCCCAAACACUCCAAAUAAAAGAUGUUCUGCAUGAAGAGAAACAACAGAUAAAAACAAAAUGUUGCAGAGUUAUUUCAUCCCCAUUCACUGGUUACAAAUAUCAUGUUGCCGUAGUUUUUGGUGAUAUUUAAAGUUAUUGUUCUUCUGUAAAUUUAAAACCCUUUAAUUGUCGAGAUUGGUGCUGUUUGUGAAAAACAGCACCUGGUGAUAUUUCAUCUGCAUUUUCACUGGUUAGACAUAGACACUUUGGUUAGGGAUGUACUGAUCCAAUACUUGAUAUCGGUAUUGGUCCCAAUCAUAGACUGUAUAUACAUUGGACAACUUGGUUCCGCCUACCGCCUGUAUACGGAUUUAAAGCCAAAAAGCUCUCAGUAUUUCCUCAAUUUUUCUUCAUUUCCUGAAACCAGCGCUGCGCUGUAGCAAUGCGCGCAUUCGGGCACGCAGUCGCUGAGAGUCGCUGUGAUGACGCUCGGCUCAAACAACGUAUCCCCCGGGAGAGCUACGCAAUCUUUGUACGCCCAUAGGCUGUAUCAAGUGUUAAUCCUAGAAAACAUUAACCCCCUAAUAAAAAAGAGGACUUGAGCACAAACCAGUCUUGCAAUAACUACAUGUCAACAUCACAAGCAGGGGGAGAAUAAUUUAUGUUCUGUGUAAUAAAUUUCUAAAGUUUGUCCACAGCUCCAUAAACUUUGCUGGAGGAGGCGGGAUUUAUGACUUAUACUGUAGCCCGCCAACAGAGGGUGCUGUUCUAGGAGUGGCUUCACCCAGCGAGGAGGCAGACUCUGUCCAUUCUUUAUACAGUCGAUGGUCCUGAUACUGAAGAACAUUCUAGAUUGGAUAUCGUGACAAUGGGCCCGAUGCAUAGGGGCCGAUCUAUUCAGUCUAACUCUAUGCUGUGACUGGCAUCCACAAGUAAACACACUGAGCGGAUGCCCACAUUGUUUUCAAAAUGGGGCGAGCAAAGGGGUCUGCUUUCUUGAACUUUAUCACAAUACCUCAGCCUACAAGCUAGACGGCCACUUGUAAUACCUGUGCAGUAAAUGUUCCGAGGGGCAGUGGUAAAACUUCAGGUUACAACAAAAUUCUGUAUCAGAAUUGGAUCGAUAUCGGCCAUUACUAAACUGUAGAUAUCUGUAUCGGUAUCAGAGGUGAAAAAACAGUAUCAGUGCUUCCCUAGUUUUGGUUGCAGAAAUGCUCAUUGCCGGAACCUCUCGGAAACAAUAGCAAUCCCCAUCAUGUGCCGCAGACUCACAUUUCCCUGUAAAGCCGUGUAAUUACUGCGCUAAUGACUAUCUGUACAGUAGGUCUGAUGAUAAAGUUAGUGGAGCAGUAGUGAGAGCUGUCAGAGCUAAAGGGUGCUGAUCAUUAAUUAACUCAACAGCCACUCUGUUUCUGGGUGGUUCAGCGAGUUCAGUGCAGUCUCCGCCUGUCUAGGAAAAGCAACAAGUUUUAAAUCGAAAAAAUCCCACACACCCUUCGAUAACGCUGCACAGCUGACACACACACACACACACACACACACACAUUUAAACACAAACCAGGGAACUAAACACUGUCGCUAAACACUCAUUGAUUUGGACCCGUCAGUGUUUUUCGCUCUCAUGAGUACGGACACGUGCCUUUGCACUGCAGACACACACAUAUGAGCAGUUUAGCUGCAGUUUGCUCACAGAUUUUUUUUUUCAUUACAUUCAUUAUGUAUAGCUCAGGUGAAGACAUCCAUCUCCUCACAGACAGGCACCUCCUCAGGUGUGUGUGAAUUAUUCAGUGAGCUCCUUAUUUUCCUGUGUAUGGAUUGAUCCACACUUUGUCCAUUUGACUGUUUUUUUUCCCUCAAUAUUUGUGUUUGUAGCUCACUAGGCCAGUGCGACCUUUUUUCCAAACUCCUGCUUUCUUUAUAUUUACUCACCUUCACCUGCAGGAACACCUUUCUCCAAACCUCUACUCUCUGUUUGCCUGUGCUCUGUGCUCAUGGUCAUAUUUCCUUUAUUUUCCUGUACUCCACACACACUCCCUUCCUUCAUCCAUUUUUCUAAUACCAGUAAAGGGCAAAUUCACAAUACAACCACGUGUGCAACCUCCAGGAAUAUGGAUUUCUAAAUAUAGAGACAAGGACGCAGAUAUCUCUCUUAGCAGAUUGUACAAAAUAACUCAAGUGCUCUGUAUCCAAACAAAUCUGGAGUGGGAUAAGAAAUAUUUAUACAGUUGUAUUUGGUUAAAACCGUGGUGUGUGAACAACAGUUGUCUUUAUUUCUGUGUGUGUAAUUCCUAAACGUCUCUUCCUUUUUUCUGUUUAAUGCUGUUUAGCUUUCAGGAUUGCUCCAGGCUCAUGGGCAUCUUCUUCACCACCUGUCUUCAUUCCUGUUCAGUAUUUGCUGCUGCUGAACGAGCUCUAGGCCUGUUUUGCCAUCUCCUAAGACAAGAGUUUUACACGUAUUAUUAACAGCUGUUUUUUACUUACGCCCCACAUCAGCUGUUCAUCUCACUGCCACAGUGCAGCCGACCUGUUGUUACAGUCAGAAAUGCUGUUUUACUGUAACUUUCACUGUUGGUUUGAAUCAAUUUUAGCUGCGAGCUGACUGCAGCAUCUGAAAUUACAUUAUGAAUAAUAAAGUUUAUUAUUUGCACUCACCAAAAUAUGAGCAAGGUGCCUUAGCAAGAAUGUGAAGUACAAGAAUAACGUACACGGUUACAGAUCAUAAAUAAAACACUAAUAAUAAACCCCAGCAUUUACAUUUUUCUGGACUAGCAACCAGCCAGCACGUUUUCUCCUCCUUUUUGAAUCCUAAGUGAAACACAUUUUCUCACUGUCUGCUAUUUUGCCUCUGUCCUCUCCUCCAGGCCUACUCUGUUUACGAUGAGGAGAUUGGCUACUGCCAGGGACAGUCCUUCCUGGCUGCCGUGCUGCUGCUGCACGUGAGUUCAACGUAUCAGCAAAAAUCCUGCCUUUCAAACAAUUUCAAGAGCUCAGAGGGACUGUUUUGUUUUCAUUUGACAUUGGUAUCUUUUAUGACAUUCUGCAAUGUGGGGAGGAUUGGCCUCGCUUCUUUUGGAUUUCUUCGAGCCUUGUGUGUGGUGUAUUCAGCACAGGAUAUGAUCUGCAGGAGAAAAAAAAAAAAGAUCUCACGUGCAAGGUGGCAUCUGUGGGAUACUGACAUUUUAUUUUUAUAAAUUAUGUAUUACAUGUUCCUGUUCAUCUGCCACCCUGGAGCCUGCAGUUGCAGCACAGGGCAACACUGCCCCCUUGUGGACCAAUAAUCUCUCAUAAGAAACAACACUAAAGGAGAUGUGCAUGCAGAGUAGUUAUUUAAUAUGUACAGCUUGGUAAUUGAUCUACAGAUAAUCAUUUGAAAAGAAUGUGAGGAACUAAUGUGUCAGCUUAAAUAUUUUUUGUUUCUACUAUUUCUGUUGAUGUUUCUGUACCUGUCAGUUCUCCGUCUCAGGGCUUUGCAGUUGAAACAGAUAUAUGAUAUAAACAAGGCAAAUGUCACAACUUUUAACAACGGUGCUACUGACACCGCUGCCUUAGACAAUGCUUUAGAUGACUUUAAAGGGAUCUGAAACUCACCAGCUUUGCUGCUACCUGGAUUGCAAUACAGGAUCUUACUCUCUUCUUUGGGCCCAGAUGUCAAUGUCAACGUCAAUGUCAGCUUUAUUUAUAUCGCACAUUUAAAAACAGCCAGUGGCCAACCAAAGUGCUUUACGGUAAAAUAGCCAGAGACAGUAAAAACAAUUAAAAAACUAUAAAAACAAUAAAAGCAUAAAACAACAAUAUAGGUAAACAUAGCAAAUAAAUAAAAUACCCAAUCAAAGCAGCUAUACUUCCCCAAAAGCUAAAGUGAACAGGUGCGUCUUCAGAAGUGUUUUAAAAGUGGAAAGGCUGUUCGCAGUGCUCACUGUAAGGGGUCAAGCGAGAUGUAUCUCAUCCUGAAACUAACGUUUAUACCGCAGUGUUAAUCAGUUUCGAGUGCCACAGUGUCAACAGGCAGAGAGGAAAUGUGUGUGAUCAUGUUGUUCCUUGUGUCACUGCAGCCAUUGGGAGUUAUUUACUACUGUGACAGGGUUUGGACCAAUCAGAAUCAAGUAUUGAGUUUCAAUAUCCGUAUGUCUUUUUCUUCCAGAUGCCCGAGGAGCAAGCUUUCAGUGUGCUUGUCAAGAUCAUGUUUGAUUAUGGGCUUCGGGACCUUUUCAAGCAGAACUUUGAAGAUCUGCAUUGCAAGUUCUUCCAGCUUGAGAGACUCAUGCAGGUAUGUGAGUCCCAAAGGUGCUUUGCUUUGUAACACAGAAUAGGACUGAAGAUGUAAUCUCUGGUCAGUAAUUGGUCUGUUUAUUCUCUCCUCCUCUUUUUUCUUCUCUUCAACAUUAUUUCCUCUCUGCUCUCCAUCCUUGUGUUUCUCUCUGUUAAUUCCUUCUUUCUCCUCUCUCCUUUCCUCUCAUCCUGAAACAGGAAUAUAUCCCUGACCUGUACAACCAUUUCCUGAAUGUGGGUCUGGAGGCCCACAUGUAUGCCUCUCAGUGGUUCCUCACCCUCUUCACAGCCAAGUUCCCUCUUUACAUGGUCUUCCAUAUCAUUGACCUGCUACUGUGUGAGGUCAGUAACACAAGACAAGAUAUAAAGAUAUAAUAUUCAUACUUACUUUCAAAGCAACUUGAUUUUAAUUUCUGUUACAGGUUUAAUUCUAGUUUCAGCUCAUUUUACUUCAUUUAAGUUUACUUUGAAUUUGAAGAUUUCCUUGCGUGAUAAAGAGAAAUUUAACAUUUCAAUACAAGCACUGUAUUUAUCCCCAAAGGGAAGGUCAUUUGUCUUGAAUCUCAGAUAAACUGCAGAUAAACCAAGUUAUAAUCUGACCUGCCCAGUGGUGGUAAGGCAGUGGCUCUGUAAGCUUCUUAAACGUUGGCAUACAGCAGAUCCAGGGUUUUGGUUUCUCUGGUAGGACAGUUAACAAACUGCGUAAAUCCAGUCAGGUGAGAGGAGAUGAUAACAUGAUUGAAGUCUCCUGAUAUUAUUACAAGUGCCUCGGGACGUUGAGUCUGUAUCCUAGCAACAGUAACACGGAGAACAUUACACAAAACUUCAGCCGUUGCCUUGGGUGGGAUGUAUGCACGUGUUGUUAUGAUGUGACUGGACUCCCUUGGAACAUAAUUUGGCCAAAGGGCAACUGCCAAGAGUUUAAUAUCUGGACAACACAAUGUGAGGCAUCGAAACAGUCCUGAUGAAUUAAUCUCAAAAAACACUGAAAUGAACUUUGCACACUUACAGUACAAACUGGGCUCACAUGCCUUGUUUUUAUUUUGAUCGGUUAUUGAGCGGCCUUAGAUGUUGACUCACUAGAUGUUGUGUAAAAUUCAUGCACCAUAAGCGCUCUGGAAUCUAUAAUUAAGUCAUAAGUGAGCAGUAUGACGCAAGACCAUUUUAGGAGGAUAACCGAUCCUUAGGAGCUGCCAGCUCUGCCCAAAUCAAUAAAAAUGUAUCUGCUGAAGAACUUAGAUACGACUGGACAAGAAUGUUCUGUCUAAACUAGUUUUUCUAGCAGGAACCAUGUCCAAGUUAUUGACUGAAAUAUACCGUCUCCAUGGUGAUGCAUGGCAUAAGAUACUGUAAUGGUGAAUCACAGAAGCAGGAACUGGGAGAAUGUUCAAGAUUUAGAAAGUGAUUGUCAGAUGUGACUACAGAGACACUUUUUGCUUCAAAUCACGUACUUUACCUCUGAUUGAAGGAAAGGUUGACCUUUCAGCAGCUCUCCAGGCAAGACAACUGAGAGGUCUCUGCACGACUUUAAAUAUGCCACCCUGUUUCAAAGACUUCUGUCAGGACUGUAGACUGAAGUUUUUUUAACUCCAUCCCACAAAGUCUGACAGCUCUGGCAAGGAAGAAAAUUUUCCAAAUGCAAACCUGCAAUUCACAACCUUUUCACAGCACUUAAUAAAAGCAUCCUACCAUAAGUUUUGUGUAGUUCAUUUGUAAUUCUCUAAAUUUUGCGUCACUUAGACUAUGUUUCUUUGUCACUAUUGAAAAAUCUAUUGACAAAAUACUGUAUCUUUCAAAGUCAUAAUACAGUCACCCUAUAUUGUUUGCAUCGUCUCUGUCAUACAUUUGUCUUUUAAGUCACUGAUUUCUCAAACUCCUGAAUAUAUGUUUGUAUUUUCAGGGCAUCAGCGUGAUCUUCAAUGUAGCUUUGGCACUUCUGAAGGUAAGGUGGUGUAAUCAUUACCACACAAUCUUAGACAACUCCACAGUCUGAUGUCGUGAAUAAAUCCUGUUAAGUGUAAGAUUAGUUGGUCCUACAAGUUGUCUCAGUUAAUCUUCACAAUAAAUCUCUGCACAGCAGCCAAUGAAGCUGCUAAACUGUGUGGCUGAGGUCCUUUUGUGCUCUUUUCUUUUUGUCUCAGACAUCCAAGGACGAUCUGAUCCAAACAGACUUUGAGGGUGCUCUGAAAUUCUUUCGUGUCCCUGUUCCAAAGAGGUAUCGUUCUGAGGAGAAUGCAAAGAAACUGAUGGAGCUAGCCUGUAGCAUGAAGGUGGGUCUGCAGUUAAAGACAAGCAAUUAUUUCCCCUUUUCAUCUGUGUCUUCUUCUUUGAAAUAUCCGAGACUUCCAGUUGGCUCUGUAGCCAAUUCAAAAUCGUGUUAGUAACCUAGAGUCUGGAAAAAAUAAAAUAAAAUUUAUACCAGUCCUGAAAACAGUCCUGAAGGGGUUCAGAAAACCUCUCCCAGGUAUAGUUUUAUAAGUAAAGACACAGGAAACGUCUGAAAGUAGGACUGAUGCUCAUCAAACAAGCAAGUCAGAAUGAAAUGUAGUCAAUAAAUUGAUGUAACACAUCCUGCACAACUACUUUCAUGCCACUGGGGGUCACUUUUGAGUUUGAAUUGAACAAUGAACGCAAGCAGGCCUCUCCUUCCAGCUCUGUCUCAUAAACACACACACACACACUCGCUCGCACCUGUGCCCUGACCUGCUUUGAGCAAAUUUCCCCAGUUUGGAAGGUCCUACUCUGAGGGUAACUUUGAGCAGGAAUAUUUAUCAGCUCAAACCCUGAACAGGAGCCAACGUUGUGAAAGAGUUGAGGUUUCUUGGUGCCUACUUUAACAGGUGGGGACACACAAUGAGCUCCUCUUAGAGAGAAAACAUGGAAUAACUCGACAUGAGAAUUUUAAUCUAAACAGCUGUAAAAGCACAUCUAUUAUAUUUGUGCCGCCCUGACUUCUCUACAUGUAAUUAUUAGCAGCUGUUCAUGUCUUUUGAAUAAAAACCCUCUACCCAGUCCCGUUGGAGCCUCUCCCCACUAUUUGCUGCAUGAUUUCAUUUCUGGCACUUUAUUUGGCAAGAGAAAGUAGUUCCAAGUCAUUAGACAAAUUGACCUCGGUGAGACCCGUGGUGUUGGAUCUGGAAGUUAAAUCUGUCUGAAGGUAAGCUAAUCUGAAGCUUGGAUGCCACUAUAGAGGGAUUAAUAGCCCAGAUUACUGCUGCCCGCAUUGACGGCUGAUACUGACUUCUGAUUAGAGUACAAAUCCUUUUGGGUUUCCACGGGGACCGGCUUUAUUCCCUGGUUUACAAAUCACAGACGGAUAUUUCAGAGUGCAAUUAAUAGUUUCUUUUGCCGUUGUAAAGUCAUGAAGUUAGUACAUUUAUUUUUAACUACAAUAACAGCAGUGAUGAGCGUGAGUCCUGAUGAAAUGAAGAAGGAAACUCUUUAACAACUUUAAGUUCUGCUGGUUAAAGGUCAUCGUUUUCUGUAAUUGAACAUGUGACUCAUAGUUUUCAUUUUUCAGAAGGUCAAAAGAAUAAUUCUUAUGAGGUCAGAUGACGGUCACUGACAUUGUCAAGGUUUGUAGUCAUUCAGCCCAGAUUUUGUUCUUACCUGUCAUCCUUUCUGACCUUCAGACUUAAUAUAUGCAAAUUACAAACUCAGUAGAUAACAAAUUCAGUGGAGUUUCCCCUCAGAAUGAUGUCGUACCAGUGGCUACAGGAGUGUACAGGGCAUGUCUGUGGAGUUAUAUUGCAUAGUGCAUAAUAUUAAAUUCUAAAUUCAGUUACCUAGCGUAACGUAAUUGUGGCUUUUUUCUCCAGCGUCUUUGACAAUUGUUGUCAAGAUGGCAAAGAGAGACACAGGGAGAGGGAAACAGAGGCUGGUGUUUUAAAAUAUGCAUCCCUUUGUUCCUAGAUAUAAAAAAACCAAAAACAAAACUGAUGAUACUUCACAGGCAUUUCGCUUCUUCAUAAUUGAUGCAAGACUUGUAAGAUGACAAAUAUUUCAUGUCUGUCCCUGACGGAGCCGUGGUUGCUGUGUGGUCUGAAUUGCUACUGGCUUGUAACUUGUCUGUAAAUGCUGUGAAAGAAAGCAGCGAUGAAGGAUGAGGCGACACCUGCCCUGAGUGACCUCUUGUACUUUUUCUCCUUGUACAUUGGCUCCCACUCACAGAACUGAAAGUGCAACCCAAUACACUCAGGGAGCAUGCGAACUCACGAACACACGCAGAGGGACAUUUAGAGCAGGACAACAUAUGGGCCAUGUUGUCCCCGUUCUGCCAACAUCAUUAGGUAGUGAGUGGAACCCAACUGAUGUAUCUGUUGGCUGAUAUUAUCAGGCUGAUAUCAAAUCCGUGUCGGUUUCUGAGUGUUUUUUUUUUCUAACGGGGUCUGGCAUGAGCCUUUGAAGUGAACAUAAACUGCUAAAAAUAGCGUUUGGUUUGAUUUAGAGAUGAUGUCUUCACUGAGUUCGUCCAGCAGGGGAUGCUCCAACUACACAGUUAACAACUCGAAACACUGUCAGGUACACAAAGCAGAGCAUUGCAGAUGAACAGACCCUGGUCUGCGCUGAAAAUGGUUGAGAAUGUAGAAUAAAUCAGAAACUCAUCCAUAAAAUCCUUUUUUAUUUACAUAGUUAUACCAAACAAUCUUUUUCUAUUUCGUUUCAAAUAUCAUGUUAUUGGCCAUAAUUAGUUAAUUUUCCCCUCAGUUGAUUUUGCUAAACUCAAGAUUGUGACAUGCAAGUGCAGCCGUGCUCACAGAAGUAUUUAGGCCUCAUUGCAUACAACAUUUUUAUACAUUUGAAUGACUUAGAUUUAACAUAAACAGGCAGAUAAACUGUAUGUGCUGCAUGUUUGUCAGACAAAUGUUAAUAAAACAAUUAAGAAUUAGAUUUAUGUGAUAAUACGAAUAAACCCAAUGUGUUCAGAGUAAAUAAUAAAGAUUGAUGUAAUCAUCAUUGAUAACUCCAAUUUGUCCCUGUCUCAUAUAAUUGAACUAAAUGAAUCUUAGUUAAUCUACAGUUUAUCAUAUUUAAACUACAUUUAUACAUUUUAAAUGAUUAAAUUGAAACGUUUUCAGAAUAAUAGAUUGAUGCUGAUUUUAAAAAGACUUGAAUAAAUAAUUCUAAAAAAUGUAAUAAUUUAGAUAAAAUCAAAUACUUAUGUAAAUGCUUAAAACUAAACUAUGCCAUGAUUCAUUUUUCUGAGUGCAUGUAUGCAAACAAAAAAACACAAUGAUGCUGCAGCCAUAACAAGGUUUCAUUUUAAUCCACGGAGUAGACAACUGAGUCUCACUUUAAUACGGUGCUGGUGUCUCUUUCAUACAGAGGAUCAGGCACAUAGUGUUCAUUUCAUGGUGGCUGUUCCUUUUAAAAGCCCAGUGUAAAUCUGAGGCCGAGAAAUGAAAGGCCUGUUGAUGAAAUCGACUAAAUGCAGUGAGUGUGUGAACCGCGACUGUAGGCAUGAAAGUGAGCGUGGUUUGAAGUGAAACACAGUUUUGUGUGUGACAGCACUGAACCUGUGUGUACAGAAUAUUGUGUCUUUCCCCUACAAUAAAAGUAAGUGACACAAAAGCUGGAUUUAGACCAUUAAAUCCAUGAUUAUAAAAUACAGUGUUAUGUCAUCAUCCCUCUGAGUUCAAAGACACAUGUGUGCUGCUUUUGGGUACAAUUCAGCCUUUGUUGAAAUGCUUCAUUUUUGUAACAGGCUGAUAUAACAAACUCAUAUAAUAUUGAUUACAGCCUUGAUGUUCAGUUUAGCAUAAAGCUUCAAAUUCUACUUAAAUUCGAAGGUAGCGCUCGAGUUAUCCUGGAUGUUGAUUUCCCAGCGAGCGAGUUUGUUGGACAGAAAUUAACAGUAGCAGACUGAGCCUGUAAUCUCUUCAUAUGUUCCAUCGCAUCGUCAUCAAAUUCAGAUCAAAGACAGCCACAGUCCAGCAAAGAUUUAAAAAAUCAUGUGUCCUUGUUUACCAAAGAUUGAAGAAAGACCGCUUUCUGGCUGCCACCUUUGGUAGACGAGCCACAGAAUAUUAUUCUGGCGAAAAUCUUUUUCAUUGUGUGUUUCACUGCAGCUACUCAUGUUACUGUUUGUGUGUCUGACAGAAUUUUUAAGUACCAAACAUUUGUUUUCUCUGCUCUCUCCAUCCGACAGAUCAGCCAGAAGAAGCUGAAGAAAUUCGAGAAGGAGUACCACACAAUAAGAGAGCAGCAGGAGCAACAGGAGGCUCCCAUUGAGAGAUAUGAGGUACAGAUGAGCACACAUAAACUCAAUCUUAAAAAUUAAAUGAGUAACCCAUGGCGAUAAAAUCAACUUGAUUUAAAGUAUUACAUAUUUUUUUUUUAUAACAAUCUGAGCUGAGGCAGUUCACAUCCUUCAGCUUCAAAGUAACCUAUUGAUUUGAAUAUAAGACAAAUACAUGUGAAAUACAUCAGACACAAGUGAUUCAGAGUGUCUUAUAAUCUAGGUCUAGUAGAAAGCUCAUUACAAUCGCACCACUUAUCUGUAAAGUGAGCGUACCACUCAAGACUGAGGCCAGCUCUCACUCAUCGCUGCGGGGCCAGGGGGAGGAAUGAUGGUGAAACAUGGUGACCGUGACAAAACAGCUCAAAAGUAGGCCAAGUUAAUCAACAACAACUGAGUCAGAGUUAAUAUGCGCUUUUUUUUUUUUUCUUAAGGAGAUGCUUAUGAAUGCAACAGACUCAUUAAAUAACUAUCAAGCAGCCAGGAAAUACGAGGUCACGGAGUGUAAAGUCUGAAGAUGAUAACAAAAAGACUGAUUAAAAUGGGUGUGUGAGAAUGCGAAUGCAGCUAAGACAAGAGGAUUUUAUUUUGAAGUGGUUAUAAACAAAAAACUUCCUAAUGUUGAUUCAUCGUUUUAUCUCUCAUAACUGGGCAGCUCAGGUACAAACAUGAAAAUUAUGCUCCACAGAGUGAAAUAACCUCCAUAAAAGAUUUUUUUUGUCUGUAUUGUAGACCUUGUCGGUCCUUACUGGGUAGAAAAAUACUACAUGUCUCCUAAAAGCCAUUAAUUGUGCACACUAUACGUCUUCUCAAGGGUAGCAGGUUGGUUUUGGACACUACAAGAUCAUCAAUUCCUGUGACCGGACCUUCUUUCUGUGUACUUUUGAAAAGCUUUGAACCAGCAAAUCUGUUUUUGUGUAGCAGAGACCUUGGGUUACGCGCUCACCGUUCAAUGACAAAUUGAUGUCAGCUUAUUAUGGUUUGCAUCAUUUCAGGAUGGUCGAGUGCACUUUAAUUUGUUUUAAUUGCAGUUUAGUGUCAGCUCUAUUCAUUUCAUCUGUGCGGACUGAGUAUCCAAAGGGAUUUGUUUAUUUGGAUCACAAAUUUAGGAUUCUGUUUCUCACUAUUUUCUCAUGAUCAAAAGUGAGCCGGGUUUUGUUGAUGAAAGGCGUCUCCUCUAAGAUGAGAAUGGCCUCAUUAGUCACCAGGAAGACAGUUGGUAAAACUACAAAAUGACAUCUUAUUAAACCAAGCACUAUUUGUAACUUUUGGUUCAGGCUGUCAGGAUUGUUCAUCUCUGGUGUCGCCCUCAACCUCUUCUUCUUCUUCUUCUUCUCUCCUCUGAGACAAUGUUUUCUGUCAGUUUUGACCACAGCUGUCUGUUUCUGUUAAUCAUGUACAAACAGGUUACGUCUUGUUAAAUAUUACAGCAGCUCUGACUGUGUAAUUACGCUCUCACCUGAUUGCAGUUAACUUUUACGCCCACAUAUUCUCGCUCGGUGCUUUGUUUCAUUGUUCUCGUACUUCUAAGCCAGAAAGAAGACAUGCUUACUCAUUCAUUUGCAACCAUCCAUGAUUCACUCCUUUUUCCUGCUCGGUUAUCUUUUACCUUCCUUCCUCUUUCUUUCUUCUCUCACUCCCCUUCCCUUACGCACUCUUUCCUUUUCUCUGUCCUACGCUUUCACUUGUUUCAACAAUCAUUCUCGGUCUUUUUCUACAUGGAAAUUUUUAACUCUUUUUUUUUCUCGUGCUGUUUGCUUCCUUUUCUCCUCCUCUUUAUGAAUCUCUCUCUUCCUCCUUCCAGCGGGAGAAUCGUCGUUUGCAAGAGGCCAACAUGCGUCUGGAGCAGGAAAAUGACGACCUGGCGCAUGAACUAGUCAGCAGCAAGAUAGCCCUGCGUAAAGACCUCGACAAUGUAAGACACCCAGAACACUUAUAUAUUAUAUAUAUUCAGAUAUUGCUUUGUCACUUCUUAGGUAUUACUCACAAAAGGCAAGGGUGUUGUGUGUUUGGCAACAAUUGUGCAACAACUGACAUAGUCUGAGUCAGGGCAACAAAAACAUGUGUUGCAAACCCUAAUUUAGGUUGAGCCUUCACACAGACAGCCUUAACGUUCACAGUCAUUAGCUAAGACUCACCUUGAACAGAGAGAAGAAGGAGAGAAAACUAAGUUAAAAGUAGGACAAGACUUACUUCUGUGACCUCACCAGUGUUGGUUAUUUUGGUGUGUGUGUGUGUUUGUGUGUGUUAGGCUGAGGAGAAAGCAGACGCCCUGAAUAAAGAGCUCCUGCUGACCAAACAGAAACUGGUGGACUCAGAGGACGAGAAAAGGCGACUGGAGGAAGAGUCUGCACAGGUUAGAGCUACUUUCAGCCCCAUGUCUAUAUUCGAGCCAUCAGUCCUGCUCCUCCUGAAAAAUCCCAUGUGGCCCCACAGGGUUACAGAUAGCGGAACAGGUCAGCACUAUUGCAUCACAAAUUCUCAGGUGACGGAAAUUUUGGAGUUAUCGUGAAAAACGCAGCUUAAAUCUGCCUUCUGGGAGUUCAGAGGGAGCCUGGUAGGAAGUUUGCAAUAUUAAUGUGACAGGCUGUGACUGAGCGGUCUAUCUUACGGACAGAGCCAAGAGCCUGCAGGUUUUCUAUCAAACUAAACACUGCCGCAACCGUGUCAAGCUCUCUGUCUAUAGAAAAGCUGUGUAAGGGCACUUUCACACCAGGUGAUGCGCAGGUUUUAUCCCCAGUGUCCAUCUAACACUGACACAGAGAGCUGUGGCUCUGUGUACCAUUACAUUUAUUGGUGAAAUAUCUAAACAGCAGGAGCUGUGUCAUCUUUGCGGUUCAUAUUUCUACAUUGUAGCUGUAGAUAUAUUUUUCACAUCAGAAAGGGGUAUGGACAUGUCACAAAUUCAAUGAUUUUAGUUUCCCAGACUGCACAACAGGGCUUUUUGUCCAGUUGUGAAACACACAAGAACCUUAAGAAUAUGUUGUAUCUAUAGCUCUAUAAGUACGUUUGUCAUCAGUCGUCAUCAUCACAAACUUCACUUCAAAAGUGAGGAGCGUACAAAGAACUUUAGGGGCACAAUGAAAAUUGUUAAAAUAAUGUUUGUCCCAUUGGUCGACAUAAGAAAUAUUAUUUUAAAUCAGUUUUAGGUCUUUUGGUCACAUGACAUGGAAGCUAUUAAAGAAAAAUGUUCAAAAUUUGCCUUUAAAUUUAACACAAAAAUUUUUAGAGGACAAAUUAGGGAAAUAAAGAGGUGUGCUUUAUUGUUCGACUUUAGUGCUAUUAUUUCAAAUCAAUUUUAGGUCUUUUGGUCUCAAGACAUGGAAGCUAUUAAAGGAAAACAGCCUUUUUUGAGAAUAUCAACCGGUAAUUUAUUGAUGGUCCCUUAUUCAACACCUGAUGUUGACAGCGAGGGUGCAGAGUAGAUUUAACCGCGCUGCUGUUGCUGACCCCGGCUAUGGAGAGUGAGAAGACACCGGUAGAUCCGCGGUGCAUGUCUGUCAAAUAUCCAACCUGAAACUAACUUCACCGCGAUAUUUCCAUGAAAAAACAUUUGUUGCCUCGGCUGAUUUUUUUAUGCGCACAUGUGCCCCUAAAUACAUUUUACAAUUCGCACACAUCUAUUUUUAGUCGAAAAUGCAAGUGAAAUGAACACACUGUCAAUGAUUGAGACAGACUCUUGUCACUGUCUGCCCUUUACAUCUGAUAACUGGCGGCGUCUGACUCCUUCUUUUCAGAUGAUCAGAGAGAGGUCCUUUAAUCCUUUUGUCCUGUUAAGCCAUUCAUUUGAGUGUGAUAUCUGCUGUUGACUGUUGAAUCUGUCCUCCUCUUGAAGGGGUAAAAAAUUAUUCCUCAGAUGGUAUAUAGACAUACACAGCACAGCCAUGAAUUAGUGAGUUUAUCCACUUUUGUUGUAAACAUCAUAAGAAGAACCCGAGCUCCCUUUAAGACACACAGACAGAUCAAGCUCACUCUCUCUGUCUCCUUUUCUGUUUUUCUUUGUUGAAGGUUUGCGUCCCUCUGUCUUUGGAGUACUAUCUUAAUCUGCUCGAGUUUUAUCAGUGUGGUCCUGAAGAGCCCUAAAUACAUCUAUUGAUGUCCAUGUAAUACUGUAAAGUACAGUCCAGACGUUAUUAAGGCUUUCUCAUCUUCUCUGACCCGACUCAUUCGCUCCACUCUCAAGUCCUAAAUGUCAGGAGAUGUCAGCUCGUCAUCUUUGAUGUUGAUAUCUCAGGCUCAGUGAAGACUCCUCCUGCUGCAGAGGACAGACCUGUCUGUUCCCAUGUGUGUUCAGCUGUGUCCUCCAAAUGUCUUCUGUCUUGUUGAGUGUGUAGCCGAAGCUGUGAGUGAUUUAUUGGUUAGCAUAGAGGUUGUGAGGAGACUGUGACUUUGCCCUGAGCCUCAGGUCUGCCAAUACCUCUCUCUGUCUUCUGUACAUGUCAUGGCAGUCACACGGUCUCAGGGGGGGCCUGCUGCUGUCCUUGGUCUCUGCCAUGCAACAUUCUGACAGUAACUAUGUGUGUGUCUGUGUGUGUGUGUUUUCACAGCUAAAGGAGAUGUGCCGACGAGAGCUCGAUAAGUCUGAAUCAGAGAUAAAGAAGAACGGCUCCAUUAUUGGAGAAUAUAAGCAGGUAGGUUCUCUACAUUUAAAUUGUUUUACGUGCAGAAAAGACUCACACUCAUAACAAAACAGGGUUCGUUACUCCUAGUUUCCAUACCCAGCACUUACAUCCUGUUGACAGUAUAUUUUUGAAGUGUUUUAUUCCUCACAGGCAUAUUUUAGAGAAGUGAAACUAAACGGUGGCAGAGCUGCCCGGGUUCCCUGAUUUGAAUGCUUUAUUUACGCUUUAGUUUAAUUUUGGAUUCAAGAUCAUCACCUCUCUGCUUUGGCUUUACCUCUCCACCACAACAGUCCGAGUCUAAAAUGAAAUGUAAGCAGAGAGGAACAGAUAAGGAAACAAAACAUCUUGGUGGAGUUUUUCCUCACAGUUGAAGCGCCCUGUUUUGUGUUUCUUGUUUGGAAGUGUUGAAGCUCAUCCAAAUAUCCCUGAUGUACAAUUAUCUGAUAACAGGGAUAAUACCAUCAAUCGAAGUGAACGUAUGAGUAGGUGAUUAUAUGUUAAUACGUUUUGGAAAACAGUGUAUCAGUUUUUUGUUGUUGUCACGUCUGUUUCAUUUCUGUGAUAUCUGUCUGAGAGAGCAGUGUCAUCUGAAUUCCACUAGUGGACAAUCUUCCCUCAUUUUGUCCCUCAUCUACCUGUUCGUUCUGCUGUGUAGAGAGAGAGGUCCAUUUCCCCCUACAGAGAGAGAGAGAGAAAGAGAGAGAGAGAGAGAGACAGAGAGAGGCUGAAUGAGUGAAAUAUCCUCUGGUAUUACGUUCCUGCAGUAAAGAUAUGACAGAGAAAAUCUGCUUUUCUCUCACGGCCUACUUAUCCUGUCGUUUUGUUUUUCAAUAUAUGUAUGAAAGCUUUAUAGGACGCCAGCGAGUACAUGUGCAUGUGCACAGAGGCUGUAGCCCUCCUCCCACCACACCCUGCCUUGAACCCUUGCUCCCUUUGCUGCAUGUCGUCCCCUUUGCUCACCUCUCUACAACUGUCCUUCACAAAUGAAUAUGUGCGAACCUCUUUGUCAAAUUAACACCGAACAUCACAUUUUGAUUUAUCGUAAUUGCUUGAUAACAUUGUGACACAUUAUCAAGUGCUUGCUCAAAGUGUAUUAAUAUUAGGGGUGGGAGAAAAAAUCGAUAUAGCAUAGUAUCACGAUAUUUUGUCUGGUGGUAUAUCGUAUCAUCUCAUUUACCAAGUAUCAAUUUUUCAAAUUAAUUGCUAAUAUGAAGUUAAAUCUAUGAUAAUGAAAAAAUAACAUCAACUGUUUGUCCAGUGAAGUUGGCGGAGGUGACAUCAUAGACUACAUGAUAAUGAAAUACAACGUAGAUAAGCGAAAGCAAAAUGCUAAACAGGCUAAACACUUGAAAAAAUUGUGUAAAUCGCAGUAUAUUGUAUCGCAAUACUCACUGUAUUGCAAAACGUGAAAAAAUAGCAGUAAUAUCUUCUCGUGGUAUCGUGAUAAUAUCGUAUUGUGGUGCCACUGGUGAUCCCCACCCAUAGGGUCUACACCUGCCCCAUAGACCAUAGAUGACCUGUUAUAAUUGGCUGUUCUAUAAUUAAGGAUGAAUUAAUUAAAGUUGAAGCUGCCAGUAGUUGACAGUCUCGUCAUAUCAGCAGCUAAUGGUCUGAAAAUGUGUAGGUUUAAUGGUUAAUUUAUAUUUUAAUUCACAGCAUAAAUGAUUGAGUGCAUUUCAAACCUUUCUGCCUCAUUCAAUUCAUUUGGCCAACCAGGCAUUAUAAUUAAAUCACUCCUCAAUAUUCUGCUUGAGCAGCAUCCAUUGGUAAAAGAGACCGAACCAGAUAACGUUUCAAUCAACGUCGUGGAUUUGUUGCCUUUACUGUAGCUCGUGGUUCAGUUUUCUCACCGCUGCUUUUGUCUGUUUUCGUGCCUCACGCUGAAAUGUGGAUAUUUGUGGAGUGAGUCUUUCAGCACCUCUGCUGAGCUCACCUCUCCUUCACUUAUCUCUCCUUAUUUGGCUCUUCUUUGAAGAUCGUAGCUCUGAUCGAGCCAUAACCAGGGCAAGAGGAGCCAUAAAUAUUUUAAGAUAAUAUUAGAGCAAUCUGAUUUCAAUCAUUAAUCUAAAACAUCUAAUUUUACGAACUGUCCCCAGGCUGAACUCGGAGCGCUCAAUGACUGCGCUUGAGAGCAUAUUUUUCGAGAUGUCUUCUCUGCAAAUUUCUCUUUUAGUGAUUUUCAUCCCCUCAGAUCUCGUCCUGUCACUUAAUGCUUAAAUAUAAACCUAUCCAGAUCAAGUACUAUUACCAUCGGCGUAGAGGCAUUAUGUAACAAUCCAGCUCCUUUCUCCUCUCUGUGGGGGCUGUCAGAAAUAGCAAGAGUACUAAUUUAAAAUCAGACCUGAGCUUCACCUGAGUCUAAAAAUACGGACUGUGGAGAGGAAACUGACAGUGGAUAUGAAACCGAAAACAAGAUCUGAUGGUCCAGCAGCCUUCAAAUUGUCAGAACAGAGUGAAGUUUUGUGCUGAGCAGAGCUGAGUGUGAAAAUGGGGCUCUGACGAAAAUAGUUCUUGUUUUGUGACAAAGAGGAAAGGGGUGAUAGAUGGAGAGAGGGAGAAAAGGAACUACAGAAGGGGGAGGGAGGACGGCGGCGUUCAAGCCCGUGGGAUUGACAAGUCGAGGAAUGCUCCAAAAUAACCUGCAUUGUCUUCCAACCCAGAUAACUCCAAUGAUUCUCCAAAUACUGUUUCAACUAUUUCACUGACUGCAGAUGCCAAGUUUUUUUUUUUUUUUUUUCUUUUUUUGUGGGAUUAGAGCCAAGAGAGCUUUGUGCGCUAAUUGCCCCUUCAGCCCACGAGGACAUAGAAACGUCUGUUAGAGUCGGAGCUAAAAACGGUGUCGAGUGGUGUAGAGUAAUCCCUCUAGUAUGAGUAGAGGCAGCGAAUGGAGAUGCGCUCAGGCUCGCCGGUACUUGGCAGGUACGGCGACAUGUGCCGGAGCUGAAGUCUCUAAGGCCUUGUUAGCGUUACAUUUGUGUUAUUUCAUACAGCCAUAGAAGGUUUCCACUGUCGACAACAAAUUAUACACAAUAGGAUUUGAUUGUGCGCCUCUCACCACUGUACGCAUUCUGCAUAUGAUUAUCACUCAACAGGAGCAAGUAAAAGUAAAGCUAUAGUAGAGAUAGAUGAUUCAUCUGAGACAAAGAUAUUCGACUAAAGUAAAAAGAAUAAAAGAAGCAUGAAAACAAGAAAUGACCCACGGGGUUCAAACCUGAAUCAUCAAAAAAAAAAAUCAAACUUUAAAAACUGAACAAAAAAUGAAAUAUGAAUGAGGCAAGUUUCCGUCAGCUAAGUUGUAGCAAAGUGUAGUUUUAUUGGAGCUCGGCACAGAAAGCUAUUAUUUACACAUGACUGGAUUCGCUGGGAGAAUAAAAGGGGUUGUGAACUGGAAACAACACAAGCCGUCUCGGCCAUCAAAACCAUUUGUGGUGGAAAUAUUGAGGGAGCCCCACGAAUUCGUUUCUCUUGAAGAUUUAAAGGUCUUUUCAUGUCACUUGGCACAGCGUUUGAAGACAAAAUCACAAGAGGGUCCUAUCGUCAGCGCCGCUCACUUUAUGAGUAAUUAACCUCUUUUUACAGAUUCAGUAGAAAAAUGACUCAAAACCCUGGACUUGAGGUCUGAAUAACUCAGAUUGUGGUACUGGCAAAGAUUGAUUACCUCUUUAAACAGAUUUUUUAAUUCAAGUACAAAUCAAAUCCAAAGUUUCAUCUGCACAGCACUGUGUGUGUCACAAUCAGCCAAUCAGGGACCAGGAUCUCUGACUAGAUUGUUUCAGAAUUAAUCCAUCAAACAAAUAAGUUCCUUUCAUCUUGAAGAAAAAAGCUGAAACUUUUACAGCACAUUAAAAAAAAUUGCAUCAUUGGGGCGCACUGAUGGCCGAGUGGGUAAGCGUGCCCCACGGUCGCAGGUUCGAGUUCGGCCCCGACCAUAUGCUACCAUUUCACCCUGUACUAUCAAUAAAUCACCCCAAAAAAUACUUGAAAAAAAAUUCAUCACCAUGCUGUUAUUUUUAGCAAAUUUAAAACAUGCGUGUUGUAAGUAAAUCAAAAGAAAAUUCUGUAUUUUUUCAGGUUUCUGUGUCGAAGCCUCAGUGUAAUUUACUACCUACUGUCAGAGUGACAUCUACGUGAUACAGACGAACAGGUGACACUCUGGGAAUCAUAAUGGACCAAUAAAUGAUGGUUUUUAUGUCUUCAACAUAAACGACACAAGGAAAAAGAAGUGUUGAGUGGAAGUCUUUUACUUGGCAGUAACCGCCGGCAACACCCGGAUAACUAAUGAAUUGCACAUUAUUCCCAAAUGAUGGGAAACAAAGACUGAUGAGUUAAAUGUUCACAGCCUCAGAACACAUUAAGCUAAUAUUUUUCAUAUUUAGAUGAGCUCAUUUACUUAUUUUUUGUCUCAGUAGGGCAAAUGUUAAAGGUUUAGUCCCAGAUUUUCUUGUUUGCUUCACUGGCUCACAUUUGAGGCAUCAGAAUUACUUUCAGUCUGUUUCAUAACCAGCUAAAAAUCCCUUAUUGGAGCUUUAUAUUCACAAAAUAAUAGUCGACAGCUUGCGUGCAGAUGGAGCAGCUAUAAGGACUCCUUACUGCAGACUGACAUCUUCUUACAUGGGUUCAGAAUCCCAGAACAAUAUGUCCUCUUCACCUCUUCUCUCUCCUGGCUUUUCUGCCGAAAUAAAAAAAUCUAUGACUCUAAAAUGUUCUUCCAUUCGGUUCAAAAAAGACAGAUUAGUCCUCACACAAGUCAAACCUCCUCUGGGUAAAAAGAGACGUAGCUCCAGGAUCAAUAGGGAUGAAUGCUCAGCAGAGAUGAGGGGGAGAUUAAAGAUGGGGAUAGUAAUAGGAGAGCAAAUGAAGGUGUAGAUGAUGUUAAAAACAAGAAGAAAGACAUGUAGGAGGGGAGAGAUGGAUUUCUUCUCAGCUAAAGAUACACAGAUAGAUGUAUGGAUUGAUCUCUUAAGGAGGAGGAGGAGGAUAUAUACAGUAAAUGCAACAGGGACUCAGAGAUAUGCAGAGCGCAGCAGCAGCUGAUAGAGAUACAGAGUCUGUCUGCAGAGAGGUGGGAUGACCCGAUGUUCCUGUUAGGAUGACUCAUGUCACAUCGAUCUUUCUGUUCAUCGGCAAGCUAGAGCACAAGUGUGUGGGUGAGAGUGUGAGUUUGUAUGUCUGUCAGCAUGUUUGGAGCCGACUGUUAUAGGUGCACUGCAGGAGGGAAAAAAAAAGAGAGAAGUGAUGGGGAGAUAUAGUAUAUGUCAGGAUGCACAUGCAAACUCAGCAGGUGUUUACACGCCCUGAGGCCCGCAGGAAAAACAGGACCUUAUGACAUCACUAAUGGACUUAACUGUAGGAGUAAGAGGAUGAAGACUGUGCCAGCGAGACUGAUUUACAAAGACGCACAAACAGAGGUGGGAGAGAGAGAGAGAGAGCGAGAAGGUGGUGCAGACUCGCGUGGUAAAGAGGCAAACAUGGUUGAAAACGGUCUCUCUCAGUGAAACAGUGAAACAGUGAAACAGCACCCUUCUCUAUCUGCCCCUGACAGCAAGCAUGCACUCGAUUUGAUGUUCAUUAGAUGUUAUUACAUCCUGGCUCUUCUUCUGGACAAUACUACAAGCUUGGAGGGUAGAGGUUAUAAGUGGGUGACUGAGAUCUCUUUCCCCCAGUUCAAGCUUUUCAUUCCAGUUAUGCUCUUAUUUUUGUAUGAUUUUAGAACCUUCUGCAGUCAGUCUUAUCUUUUUGCUGAUCCUGUCCUUUAAAAUCUUGGUGUUAUAUUUUCCACCUCACCUCUUUAUAACUUUUGAGCUUGUCAAUCCCAGUGAAACCAUCUUAAAGGCUUUUUUAAGCAGCUUCUUCAGGACGAGCAGCGAUCACAGACAUUAAAAAUCUGUGUAAAAUAAUAUCUGUCGUUUUUCCGUUGUUUCUUUUUGUAUUUAUUUUGGUCUAUUUGAUAAAAAAAAACACCUCUAAUAAACCACAAGUAUAACAGCUCCACAGAUCUGUGUAUUAUAUUUCCACACAGUGAAUUUCGGUGAUUUGCUGGUUUAACCGACAGCAGGGGUAACUUCAAGCUUUCUCAACAAACCCUCUCCUCUGCUUCUUAUAGAUCUGCUCCCAGCUGAGUGAACGACUGGAGAAACAACAGACGGCAAACAGAGGCGAGCUGGAGAAAAUCAGGGUGAGUUUUACACUAAAAAAAAUCAAAAAGUGUGAUAUUUCCACUGUGUGUUCUCAUGCAUACAGUAUUUUUAUAUUUUUACAGCAGCUUUAAGGAUUCUGGGUAUUUUCCAGACCCUCUAUGACAUUUUUGGUUUGGUGGUUCCUUUUUUAAAUUUAAUCCCUCUGUUUGCUGGCUGAAGGAAUUGCUGGCAAAAUCCUGUUUUUUAGCACUUUUCGGUUCCUGAGUUUGCGGAUAUGUUUGGUACUCAUUGUCUUGACUUGGAUCAGGCCCAAAGAUCCUUUGGAAGAAUGGGGAGUUGGUCCGUGGAGCCGCAGCCUGGCAUCACAGCCCCGGCUCUUGUACACUUGGCUCAUGAACUGUUUGUUUAGACUGUAACUGGGAGAGAGGCCACUUUGGCAGAGAACUCUCUCAGGACUGCCCAAGGACUCACAAAAGGACACAUAAAGGUUCUCUGCAGCGAGGACAGGUCCUGUUAAAGAUGCAGCGGCGGGUUUGUGUGUGUUUGAAGUGUGUCUUUACUUCUGUCUUUGUAUUUGAACCUGAGCUUCUUUAGUCGUCCCUCAUUCUCUUUCAACAGAGACUAAACUGUCAGUGCAACUAAGUGAUUUAGAGGGGAAAAAGGACUGCGGCGAGUGAUGUAACAUAUAAUUGUAAGUUACAAGAGAGUUAAUGAAAGAUGUUGAAAUAAUACGCUGACAUAUUUAUCGGCUAAAACUUGAUUUGAAGUGACAACGGACACGAUUUCACCGCUUUAUUAACACUCCCAUCCGGUUCUGCUGCGACGAGACUGAAACAAUCUAAGACUUCUGCUCAGCGUCGACACUUCAGUCCAAAUUAAACGUCAAAUUAUCGUAAAAUAUUCAUUCAGAGGAUCAUCUCGACUUACUUACUUGGCUACACAACCCUGACUCUGAGCUGAAGACAGUGCUGCUUUUUACCGCAAUCUCAGGCGGUAAUCUGUCUGCAGCCGUCUCAAAGGGCUCAACCCAGUAAAAGUACCUGAAUGGGGUGUUGUGUAGCAGCCCUGUCUGUACCCAAUAAUAAAUGCUCUGUGCCCAUUAAUAGCUCAUCACACAUUAGGGCACUAAAAAGGAGCUCUUUGACUAAAACCAAGAGAAGAGGGGAAGAAUAGGCGGCCUGUGUACGACACUAAUGAGCUGCAAUGCUUCAGUAAAACCAAACAGAACGCCAUCUCUGCUCAAAACGUUGAAAAAAAGUCUCCUCUGAAGAGAAUGGGAACAUUCAGAAGGACAUUAAUGUAUUUGCAUCGACUUCAGACAUUAGUCAUUCUCUGCACCAACAGUUGGCACCUUCCGCUGGCACAUUUUAUUCUUGGACCGUCUUUGUUAUAUUUUCGAAUCACAUGCAGACUGAUAAUAGACUUAAAACAGUCUGAAAAUAGUUUCAGCUGAAGAAGAAAAUCAAGGUGCUCACAAACUUUUCAUUCUCCUCUGAACGGGUCACCUUAAAAACUUUCAAACAGAUCCGCUGCUUUGAUUUCGUUUCAUGGGUUUUGAGGUCAAAAGAGUCGGUUUUUUUUCUAUUUUCUUAUUUGCACGUCUUACCUCUUCAGCAGAGGGAAGCUGGUAAUAAAAGCUGUUUGGUGUUUUUUUAUUAUGAGUUUGAUUUCAAAACAGGAAACGGCAUGAAUGUGGAGGUCAGCAAAAACAAUAUUAUUAGAUCAAAAGUGUGAAGCACGGAUUGGAGAGCAGAAAUGUUGCUUUUUCCUGUAAUGACACCUCUCAGGCUGGACACAUCUAUUUUCUAACAUCAGUGUGUGAUGGAACAACAGCAACAGUACAGGCCUCCUCACAUUGUUCUGCUUCCUCAUAUAAAGACAUUUAUCAUCACCUUUUUUUCUUUCCUAUCUCGUUCCAGUCCAAAGUGGAGGGCUGUGAGAAGUGCAGCAGUCUUUUCAACAAAGAGGGACGUGUGCGGGCCGCUGUGACCUCCACGCCCGCCGGUGGGAGCGAGGAGACCGAUGAGGAGAAGGAGGGUUUGAAGAAUCAGCUGAGGGAGAUGGAGCUGGAGCUAGCUCAGACCAAACUGCAGCUGGUGGAAGCCGAGUGCAAAAUCCAGGUAUGCGUCAAUGUCAUUUCCUCUGUGGUCAAAAACACUGACACUUUUUCAUCUCAAUGUGUUUUUAAAAGACACAGUCUGCUAGGGCUGGGCAAUAUGGCCUCAAAUCUAUAUCACGAUAUAUUGAGCAGUUCACCUCGAUAACGAUAAAUGGACGAUAACUACUCCACAAGCUGCUCACCCCCUCACACAUUAACUUUGUCUACUUCAGCCGCCGCUCCAGCUGCUCCAACUUUUGAACCGUCCUCCAUCUCCUCACCUGUCUUUAACGCACAGAUGGUUCCGAUUUUAAUGCUAUUAUUGGAAUAUGUUGUGAUCUUUGUGCACAACCCACCUUUGUCACGUGAGGUUUGAGUAUAUGGAACUUUAUGUGAGUGUCUAUUUGUGGAAAAGGUUGUUUGUCUUACCAGUGGGUCCAACCUUAGACACACCAAGUCCAUCUGUGCUUAUUUGAGACAGUGUGAAGGACGCGCGCUGCAGCGCUUACAGUGACACUUGUUGAGGAGCUGCUUUCUGUCACCAUCGUGUGGCAUUACUGUCUUCAGACAUCUCUUGAUCUCUUUGACUACGCCACGAAAAUUGUAGUAUGCCUCGCCCGUGGCGGAUUUAAAGGUGAGGAGAGGAGCUGAUGUGAUUGGUCAAUACGGGUUAAACCCACUCCACGCCCUCUCUCCUCCCUUCCUACGACUUAAGCCGCUGGGAGGAGCUAAGUUAGGGAGGUGGGAUACUUACGCCGGGCUGUGCCACUCACCAAAAUACCAAAUUGUGCUUGGGAACGCCUUGUCGGCGCGGCGGACCUGACUUACUCCGCGCCUGCGCCACGUUGCCGGCGAAGCAUGAAAAUAGAGCCCAGUGUCUUAAAAGGGACAUGAGACCGUAGCCUACCUACACACAUUUAAAACCAACUUUUAUUUAUUUUUUUGACACCGAAAAUACUGAUAUGUGCAAAAUGACGUUGGUAAUUGUUGUAAAUUUCAGUAUCGGUAAAUUUUCAGUUUAUCGCCCAGCCCUACAGUCUCCUUUUAUUUUACAAUUGAUUGAAUAAAGAAGGUCUAAAGCUUAAAAAACUAGACCCACAGUCACAUCAUAGUGAGUCUGAAUGACUUCAUCACCUUUUUACCCUUUAAAUAAAUGGCCGUUGUAAAAAGGUUAUGAAUAUGAAAUCAUAGUUGCAGUCAUUGAGGUUUGGGGCAGCUGUUUGAUAAGGUCUCUCCAGCGUGUGGGUCACCUGCGGUUAGUAAAGACCAUUUUUUACUCCCGCCUUCAGGAGCACAGCUAGAGCAGCAGAGGCUUCACAAAUCCCUGUUGAAAUGUUGCUAUUAACAAGAUGACUUAAAGCCAUUUGGAGCUUUAUUGGUGAGCCUGACUAAAUUACUAACUGAUUGAUGGCACUGCAGGUUCUGAAACAACAUUACGGUGCAGUGGAGCCAGAGGAGCAGUCAUAAUAGAGUGCAGCCUUUCUGCUGUUUGGAUGUUUUCACAGUGCAGAAACGGUCUCCGUUUUAUCGUUUAUUGGCAGACUUGUUUCAGCCCCCUGUUGUUCCAGACAGAUGAGUGACAGAUCUUUUAUUCCCCCUCUUCCAUCAGGACCUGGAGCACCAUCUGGGUCUGGCUCUGAAUGAAGUCCAGGCCGCCAAGAAGACCUGGUUCAACCGAACGCUCAGCUCGAUCAAGACAGUCACCGGGACCCAGGGAAAAGAGACCACCUAA
Xyrichtys novacula (pearly razorfish) is the source of this 81150-nucleotide messenger RNA. NCBI's taxonomy places the organism in Eukaryota, Metazoa, Chordata, Actinopteri, Labriformes, Labridae. The record is from the annotation of a GenBank genome assembly.